Molecule: messenger RNA, 46818 nt
Organism: Paramuricea clavata
Lineage: Eukaryota; Metazoa; Cnidaria; Anthozoa; Malacalcyonacea; Plexauridae
Source: the annotation of a GenBank genome assembly
GGAUACAAGUAUCCCUAACAUUUCGCUGGAAACAAAAUUGGCGGGAAAUUUCAUUUAUUCAUUUAUUCACAAUGGAUGCAAUUAAAUAUGGUAAUCUACUGGGAUAUGUGAAAAACCAAGUGUAUCCGUCGAAUUUUACAAAGCAAGAAAAAGCGAUAUUGCGCAGAUUUGCGAAAAAAUUUGAAGUUGACGCCAAUUCAAACUUGUUUUAUCUCGAUAAAACAAAAGAAGGGACAUUAAAUAGAAGACUUGUCAUUCGAGAAGAUGAGAGACAGAAAAUUUUCGAAGAAUGUCAUUCUGCCCCUUUUGCAGGUCACUGUGGAAGGGAUAAUACGAUAAACAAGAUUCGAAUGCGCUAUUGUUGGCCAGAUUACUAUAAGAAAACAGUUGAAAUGGUGAGUACAUUAUACAUAGAAACAGCAGCAUUAUUCUUUAUUUAAUAACAAUAAAAACGCCAGUUGGGCUUAAUAAAAGUUCCUGUUAUUGCUCAAUCUAGCUGAAAGCUGCUACAACAACCAAGGAUCAAAAUGUUGACAUAUGUGUAAAUUACCAGCCUAUUAGUAUUACAGAGCAUUUGUAAUGGAGUAUGAUUCUACUAAUAUUAUAAAGAUAAAUUAUAAUCAACAUUAAUAUUUAAAAAUUUGCAUGUUUACAAUUACAUGUAUUCAUCUAUAGAUAAAACGCUGUGAUCGAUGUCAGCGCAAUGCACCAGACAACAACACAUAUGAUGUUCUUCAUCCAGUAAAAGUGCCUCCACGUGUGUGGUACCUGAUUGGUAUUGAUCUGAUUGAUGCUCAUAAUAUUUCAAAAAAAGGAAAAAAAUUUAUCUUGACAAUGACAGACUACUUCACAAAGUAUGUGGAGGGAUGUCCAAUACCAGAUAAAAGUGCAAACAGUGUGGCAAGAGCUCUAUACUCAACCUUCUGCCGGCAUGGUUCUCCAGCACACAUUAUUUCAGACCAAGGGAGGGAAUUUGUCAACCAGGUACCUGGAUUUUCAUGCUUUCAGUAUAUCAGCAAAAGAAUUUUUCUUUAAUACAUAUUAAUAUUGUCAUGACAAUGUUCUCAAUUAAUUAUUUUGGAUAUAUGCAGGGGGGAGAUGUAGGGUCCAAAUUUGUAAUUCUUUCAAAACUGAAGAGAAAUUCCAAAGGACAUAAUUUCAUGAACCAUGUGAUACUUUUAUCUCUGACAUAUACUUCCUGUCUUAUUAUAACAUGCAAUUUUAUUUCGGAACAAUUUCUAAAAAAAUGGAUGGCAGAGGAUUGGUUAAGUGUGACAAAUCUUUUUUUCUUUUCAGGUAAGUGAGGCCCUAUUUUCUCUGUUUGGAAUAAAGCACCGAAUUACAUCUGCAUAUCACCCACAAUCAAACGGGUUGGAUGAAAGGACGAACCAGACCAUUAAACGGUAAUUAGACAGAGGGGCAUUCAAGAUGGUGACAAUAACCCCUGCAAUUUUUUAUUUAAUCUAGAAAUACGGUUGCCACAGCAGCCCAAGUUAAUAAGACUUAUUAAAAUAUUGUACACCUAUAGUGAUAUGACUAAAAUUAUCUGAUAUAAAAUCCCAAAAUAUAGUUGUUUGAUAUACAAAAUCAACUAUUUUUUUAGGACUCUCAAGAAAGUAAUGAAAGACAAGGAAGAUCGAUGGGAUGAGUAUAUUGAAGGUGCUCUCUUUGCAAUAAAUACAAAUCAAUCGACCACAACAAAAUACAGUCCAUUUUACAUGAUGUUUGGAAGAAAUCCGAGAUUCCCCUUUGAAGCAGAAAAAGGUGCAAUAACCCCCACCGGUUCAGAUGAUAUUGCACAACUGAUGCAGGACUUGAGUAGUGAGGUAGUAAUCAGAGAAGAUGUUGAGGAGACAUCUCGCAUGAAGGAUGCCCUGUUCCCUAUUGUUGAUUCAAACAUACAAAAAGCGCAAGAAAAACAAAAAAUACAAUAUCAAAACAAGAAGGGUCAACCUGUAUGCCAAUUUAAAGCUGGAGAUGCUGUAUUGCUUCGUAACAUGUUGCAAAAAACAAAAAAAGGGCACAAACUUGAAGAUCAAUGGCUUGGUCCAUAUGAAGUUUCAGAGGUAAUAGCUGACAGGGGAGUAUGCAAGCUUUUAAACCCUUCGACAAAAAAGCAAGUGAAACAACAGUCAAUCAAAAACUUAAGACCAUAUAAACAGGAAAAUACUACAGAUAAGCAUCAGCAAUUAAAUUCAGCUACACAACAAUCACAAGGUACUUUGUCAGAAGGAAUGUCGUCGGAUGAAAAAGAUUUAAAAAGAAAGGAUUUAGGAGGAAAUGAAUCAGACACGAAGACACUUGAAGAGAUGCAGUCACAAAGGGGGAAACCAAAUGCAAACCAAAUUCAUGAAAUGUAAUCUGAUGGGACAAAACCUGAUAGCGUGCAGCCAAAUGUCAAGCAGUCAGAAACCAAUCAGUCAACAGCAAUGCCACACUUUUCGUCAAACGGGAAUGAUAGUUAUGUCACCUCACUUGAAGACAACAGUCCUCCAGAAUCAUUGCCCUACCUCGAAAAACAACAAAACAGUGGAACUGCAAUUCAAGGAGAGAAAUUAGCUAGGGACGAAACACCAACACUACCCUUUGAGGAUGAGCCUCCUGCAGAUGGUUUAAGCUCAAAAGCCUGUGAAGAAUUUGAUAAAAGAAUUCUAAAUAUGAAAGAGCAAGACAUUUUACCACAACUGUUAACCAUUAAGGACGAGGUGCUUAGCAAAUUACAAAGCAACAAAAAAUGCUGGAGAUCUGAGGUUUUCCACUCUGGUUACAGCAAGGAUGCACCAGGCAUAAAAAAGAAAGACCUAAGUGUAAAUGUACACUCUGGUGCAUUUACCGAAGAUCAUUUACUCCUCAUCGUCAAUGAACUAAAAAAAUGGUUUCCUGAUGCUGGAGUAGAUUUCCUUACAAAUGUUAUCUUGCCUGAAGCCCUUAUAAUCCUCAGCAAGUCAUUUUUUGAGAUUUCGCAUUGUGAAGCUGAGUAUUAUCUGGCACAUGGAGGAAAAUAUCUUGUACAAGAGUGCUUUGAAAAGAUCUUGGAAAAGAGAGCAAGAAAAAGGACAAAGUCAACCAAGAGAAAGAUACCAGCAAAGAAAUCCAAACCAGAUCCUAUCCAUCUAACCCAUUUUAAAGAAGAUGAGUGUAUGAUUGUCAAAGAAAAAAAGUCAAAUGCUAGUUCCACAAACAAGAUGAAGAAACCAAACUAUCCAGUACAAGCAACCAAAGAGGAUGAAGAUAUAAUUAUGAAGAAUCGCUGGCUAACAGAUGUUCAAAUUGGGAAAGCACAACGCCUACUAAAGCAGCAAUUUCCAAAUGUUCAAGGUCUCCAAGCAACAACUCUUUGCCCACUUCAACAGUUUGAUGUUAUGAAAGGCAACUUUGUACAAAUUCUUCACACAGGUGCAAAGCAUUGGAUCUGUAUCAGUAACAUUUAUUGUAAUGAAAUGAAUGCCAUUAAGAUCUAUGACAGCAUGCAUUUGGGAGUUAAUACAUUCACCAAGACGCAAAUUGCCAGUAUUCUAUACAUCGAGUCUGCUGAUAGUAUUAAAAUCAUGGUUGAACCAGUCACACAGCAAAUGAACGGGUCUGAUUGUGGUAUAUUUGCCAUUGCUUUUGCUGCUGCUCUGUGUCAUGGGCAAGAUCCCAGCAAAAUGAUUUUCCAAAUACGUAAUAUUCGGAGUUACUUGUGGAAUUGCUUUACUAAUGGCCACAUAGAUAUGUUUCCAUCUCUCCAACGGUUGUCUAAUGUACAGCCUUCCAACACAUUUCUUCUUCCAAUCUACUGUAAGUGUCGCCUUCCAUAUGUCAAGCAAGAAGAUGAUAUGGUAGAGUGUUCCGGUUGUCACAAGUGGUACCACAGGAAGUGUCUUAACGUCCCAAAGAUGGUCUUUAAAAGAAAAGAUAUGAAUUGGAAGUGCAGUCAAGAAUGCAGUGUCAGGAAAUAACAAGUACAAUCGUACUACUGUGCAUUAGGAUUAAUAUUAAUGUUAAGAGUAAUUAGACUUUAGGUUUAAGAAUAUGCUACUUCUUAUUGUUAUGUAAUUGGGCGAAAAAAAACCCAAAAAAACAACAACAAAAAACCUCUGACUAUAAGCCCCCCCGAAUUAAUAUAAGCGCAGUAAUCGCUGCUUAAUACAUGUUUAUUUUCCUGUUUAUGGCUGACUUGUUUAUGUCUGUAUAAGCCCUUGUAUAAGCCCAUCAAAAAUCGCUUACGAAAGUAUAUAAGGGCUUAUAGUCGGAGGUUUACGGUAGGUUACUGUUAACUGUUCAAAAUACUAUGCUUUUUUUAUACUAUGUCAAUAAACAUACGGAUAUUGUUCCUUUUUGUGUUAUACCACAGCCAUGAUUCCAGCACGGUUAUACAGUAUAAGCUUUUUAUAUGUGAUUAAGCAAUAUUGUCACAACUUCUGAAUGACUAACUGUAAAAAUUAAUUCUACACUAUGUUCUACACCAAUUUAUGCGACGCGAACAUGCUAUCUUACAACAUAAAAGCACAAUCACAUUUAUAUACACAUUUACUGCAGCAUUACUGUAAAAACGCAAAUACUUACCGGAAAAUAAAGGCACCGAUAAAUGACUUUCCUCCUGCUCAUAUUUUGAAUAUUGCAUCCUUUCGCUUCUAGUGUUGUAGUUAUCCCCACCGGGGGUAAUUUUAUCCCUAGGGAUAUUAGUGUGGGGAUACACAAAACACGGGGAUGUUCGUAUCACUGUGACACCGCCAUAUUUUUGAAAUACAGUGAAUUUUCAUCUGCUCGAUCGAAAGAUUUAUAGUAUUUUACUGGAAGAUGGUAUAUUUUAGCGAAGAUGGAACAUCAGGGAUGGCUGAGUAACUUCAAGGUAAGAUUAUUGUUUUGUUUUCUAUAUAACAGAGCAAUUUUGAAAGGAAAUAUUUACUAUCUUCAUUCUUGAAUUUUGAGCAUGUGUGAUGUGUUCCGUCUUAAAAUUUGAAUUCGCUGCGACAAUAUAAAUACAUUAGUUUUUAUACCAAGGCUUACAUUUGACUCAGUCUCUAUAUCAAAUUAUGUUUGUUGUAAUGCCAAAUUCACUAGUUGUGUAUAUGACGGAUUGCCAGAUCAAGUGUUCCUUGUAUAAAAUAAUAUAGCUUGGCGAUUUGUUUUCAAUUAACUGGUACUUUCAUAAGUUUCUAUUAAUAUUUAUAUAUAGGUGGGUUAGUUUAGAUAAAUGUUGUCAAUUUGAUGGGUUGUGUGGCAACUUUCAAACUUUAUAUGAAUUCAUUUAAUUUUAUAUGCUUGUGUGAUGUUACUCCGAGUGUAUAUCCACACUGGGUAGGCAUAUUUUUCACCGUGGCCAGGUGGUGUAUAUACAUAUAUACACUCAGAGUAACAUCACACUUGUAAGCAUCUUAUUCACCUGAGUACAUUACAGUAUUGGAAGGAACUAGACUCAGUUCCGAAAUAUAGCAUACUUGAACCGACCUGACCGCAUAGCUCAGUUGGCAGAGCAUUGGGCUAGUACUCCAAAGGUCGUAGGUUCGAAUCCCACUGUGGCCAGGUAUAUUUUCCAAGCCUGCUUGGUGAAGAUAUACAAUCAGAGUAAGAUAACACAAGCAUCUUAUUCACCUGAGUACAUUACACCAACACAGCAAAUAACAUUUAUUUAUGCCACCUGCAUGAUCAGAUGAUCUGUUUAAUAAUAUAUGUAACAACCUUUGGGCUACAUAUAUUUGAGAUAUACAUCUCGGCAAGGAUUUGAUGGUUUUUGGAAUUAUUACCCAUUUCACUGAUUCACUCCAAUGAGCCCAAUUUUCAGCACUUUGUUAAAUGUUAUCUUGCCUAAUGCCGGACAAUUUUAUUUGUCAAGGGAGUGUCUAGCUAGACUCUGCCCAUGUUUCAUGUUGAUAUAUUUAGAUACAAUUUUCCCUAACACUACCUACUUUAAGUACGGUACUUAACUUUGAUAUAAUUUUCAACUCUGACAUGUCAUGCUAGAUAAUUUUGAUUAUCGACUGUGGACUACUUGCCCAUAUUUCACCUAUUAACACCUAAGGAGCAAUUUCUUCUUAUGUUACAUACUUUAAGUUCUUUGUAGGGGUGUGGAGGGUAGAGUCUUUUUGCUCUCCAGCCAGAUAUGUUGGAUAGUUGAGGAUAUGUUGGAUAGUUGAAAAAUAUCCCUGUCCAGAGGCAGAUUCAGGGUAUUAUUCAAAUAUAUAAGGUUCAGUCAGGCCUCAUUUAAGGUUAAUUUAAGUAAUCAUUUUAAUUGGUUAAAAAGUGAUGGUGUUUAUAAAAUUUUGAUUUGAAAUAAUAGGAAAGAACUUCACAGUCUAACACUAGUAAACAUGCAUCAUUGGUAGCAAAAGCCUCACUUGUAUUAGUUCAAAGGUCAAAUCUGCAUUUACAAACAAACAUAUAAAAUCUUGAAAAUAGUGUUUACAAGCAUUCCUGUUAUCAAUCAUUGAAUAAAAAUAUGAUAACCACCCCUGCUUUUUUAACCUGAUCAAAUCGUCUAACCUAAUCAAACCAUCUAACCUGCAGCAACUGUAAGUCUUGAAGGCCUGAACCUUAUGUAAAUAAUACCCAGUAUUGGGUGGCCAUGUAACAGAAAAUGAAGUAAAAUCUCAAUAUCUGGCCAGAUGUGAUAUCCAUUGCAUCCCUAGUUAUUUGUUAUGUUUCUUUUUCUUGAAAUGCCAAACGACUUUACUUGUUAAGGGGAGAGUGUUGGUAUGACUGUACAGUAUAUUCGUAUUCAACAUACUUAUUUAAUACAUGCACCAUUUGUACCCUUUUAUAGUUAACCCUCAGAUGUAUAAUGGCUUCCUUUUCACAUGUACUGGGAGACCGGCAGACCCACCAAAACAAGACUAGCAAGCAAGGAGACCGGCUGACCCACCAAAACAAGACAGGCAAGUAUGUAAGUUUACUGAUAUUUUCUUUGUGAUAUAAGUUAACAGAUUGCAUCCUGAUGCUCCUACUUUAUUAUUUUACUCUGUCUACUGCCAGACAAUUUACUCAUCAAGGGGAGAGCUCUGGCAUUUAAUAUGUACCGGUACAGUAACUUAACUGGCCUUUCUGCCCAUAUGUCUAAUAAUCUAGUUAAUACAUUCAGUUGCAUUGUGCCAAUGCGCCCUGCUUUAAGUAUUAUUGUACUUGGUCUAACGAUUUAGUCGUAUGACAUGUGGACAGUGACUGACUGAAACAGUACAGGCUUGACUGCAGUCACUGGCAAGAAGAAAAUUCAGAUCUUACAAUGUAUAUUAAUUUUACUGUAUUAUAAACCAUAUAAUUUCUUUUAUUAUAGUACAUGCUGACAGCAAAUGCCUUAACUGAGGUGGAUAGGCCCAAGAAUUUUUCGAAAUUAACUAAGAAUGCAAGAAAAAGAUUCAAUGUGAACUGGAGAAGCAGGAGAACUGUUAAGAGAACACAAACAUACAGUAUUUGUUUUUAAUAUUUUAGUAAUGAUAUUAUAUGCAUUUCUUAAUUUUAAUCUUUGGUCUUGUCCCUGCAUGGUGUUACUGGUAACUCACCCCUGAUUUUUUAUUUCUGCAUGCUUUUAGCUGAGUAAUGCAUAUACAGGAUGUAUCAAAAAUGUCCCAAAUGGAUAAUUUCCUCGAAAUCACACAAAAUUUGGGAUUUUUUUGUAACCGAGAGUAAAUAUAUGUAUAUUGUAAUUAAGUUUUUAUUAUUUUGUAAUUUGUAUAUUUCGAAUAAACUAGUGUCUGAUGUGGUACAUCAAACCUGCAUAGCACGUAAAUUUCUUAUUUAGGUAGAUUUUUCUGAGGGGCAGUUCAUAUGAUCCCGCUUACGCAAGAUUAAACGAAGCGUGCAUGCAAUGAUUUUGAGAUAUUGAAAUAAGUCGUUUGUUAAUGAUAAGGAAAAAUAACAUGAUCCAGGUGGCUUGGAUUUUGUUCUGUAGAAAAAUCAACAAAUUGGCAAAAUGUAAUUGUUGAGCACUAAUUCUUGCGAAUAUAUUUUUUUGCAUUGAUCUAUAUUUAGUCUGUUGUUAGCAUGUGCUUGUCUGGUUUCAUAACGACUUAUUUCAAUACCUCAAAGCCAUUGCUCGCUUUGUUUAAUCUCGGGUGGGAUCACAUAAACUUCCCCUGACUCGCUUGAUUUCAAUGCAUAAAACUUAAUAUUUGAACAUUUGAAACAUGUGAGAAUUUCAUACAUGAAAUCUUAAUGUGGAAUUUCAUAUAUGAAAUAUUUUAUAUAUGAAAUCUUUAUGUGGAAUUGAAACAAUUUCAUAUAUGAAAAUUUCACAUGUGAAAUAUUUCAUAUACGAAAUCUCUAUAUGUGGAAUUGAAACAAUUUCAUAUAUGAAAAUUUCAUAUAUGAAAUAUUUGAUAUAUGAAAUCUUUAUGUGGAAUUGAAACAAUUUUAUAUAUGAAAAUUUCAUAUAUGAAAUAUUUGAUAUAUGAAAUCUUUAUGUGGAAUUGAAACAAUUUCAUAUAUGAAAAUUUUAUUAUAUGAAAUAUUUCAUAUAUGAAAUCUUUAUGUGGAAUUGAAACAAUUUCAUAUAUGAAAAUUUCAUAUGUGAAAUAUUUCACAUAUGAAAUCUCUAUAUGUGGAAUUGAAACAAUUUCAUAUGUGAAAUCUUUAUGUGGAAUUGAAACAAUUUCAUAUAUGAAAAUUUCGUAUAUGAAAUAUUUCAUAUAUGAAAUCUUUAUGUGGAAUUGAAACAAUUUCAUAUAUGAAAAUUUCAUAUAUGAAAUAUUUCAUAUAUGAAAUUUGUUUCAAUUCCAUAUAACGAUUUCAUAUAUGAAAUUUUCAUAUAUGAAAUGUUAUGUGAAAUUUUUGUAAGGGAACUGCUAUCACAUGGUAACUAUAAAAACAUAAUAUACUCAGGUUAAGCCAUGGUCAGUAAACCUACAAUUAAUGUAAAUUAUCGGCUGGUAUACCGGUAAUGGCCUUAUCGAAAACGAAAAUUAGUAUUGCAGUUCGCCCAGUAGGUUGAUAAUAUAGCGGUGAUUAUAUAUAUAUAUAUAUAUAUAUAUAUAUAUAUAUAUAUAUAUAUAUAUAUAUAUAUAUAUAUAUAUAUAUAUAUAUAUAUAUAUAUAUAUAUAUAUAUAUAUAUAUAUAUAUAUAUAUAUAUAUAUAUAUAUAUAUAAUUUUUCGUUUUACCUCAAAAAACCACAACAGUCUGUUUCAUCCGUAUAGGAAUCAUCACUGUUGUGGUUUUUUGAGGUAAAACGAAAAACUAUAUUAUGCUCUAUCUAUAUGGUAUUGAGCACUGUUUGUGUUUCGUAAACCAAAAUCUUAACCUAUAUAUAUAUAUAUAUAUAUAUAUAUAUAUAUAUAUAUAUAUAUAUAUAUAUAUAUAUAUAUUAUAUAUUUAUAUAUAUAUAUAUAUAUAUAUAUAUAUAUAUAUAUAUAUAUAUAUAUAUAUAUAUAUAUAUAUAUAUAUAUAUAUAUAUAUAUAUAUAUAUAUAUAUAUAUAUAUAUAUAUAUAUAUAUAUAUAUAUAUAUAUAUAUAAUUAGGUUUCGUUGUUUACAUGUAAACCUGAACUAGCUACUUUGAACAAACGUAAUGAAUUAGUGUCUUCAUGCAGACAUGCGAAAAAAAUUCUUUUAGCUAACAUUUAAAGGGCGUACACUCGAGACAGACAUAUUUUUGUUUUAAAUAUACCGCGCAAUCUUAAUAGCUUGGCGUUAUGCUGAUGUGUUGUUAAUACUUGCGCGUCCUGUCAAUUUUAUCAAGUAACAAAAUAAUUGCUUUGCGUGCUUUGUAAAUAGGAUUAAUUUAAAGCUUUCAUCCACGUGUACAUAAAUACUGUAGGUUUUUUGCUGUAGUCAUAAGGCCAAUUUAUCUGAUGAGUUCCACAUCUUGUGGUACGAAACUAAUAGUAAUAAAGAUGCCUAGUGGAAUUUGUUGAGUCGUUGCACUUAUUUUAUAUAUAUAUACAGGGUGUAUAAAAAAAAGCGCAAUCCUCGACUGAAAUGUAAAUUGCUAAACAAAUAAUAGACGAAAACGUUAAAGUUUACAUUCAUUUUAAAGCGUAGCCAUUCAGCUUUCUAACAGUCGGUUGUUUCUUAAAUUUGACUCAUUGGUUCGCGGGUAAUAAUACUUCACGUUAUUGCGAUUGGAGAUUAACAAAAUUGAGAUGGAAUAACAAAUCGUUCCCAUGAAAAUAACUGAUUUUUCAUUAAAACAAAAAAAUGUUGCAUUUUAAUAAAUGGAUUGUAACAAUAAGUAUAAUUACGGCUUUUCUUCCACUAUUUUUAACACAGUUUGAAACUUCAAAUGCAAUAUAAUUUUGGCUUGGACCAUCUAAGCUGACUGACAUCAGCUUGCUAUAAUUUCUGUUUACAUUACAUCGCAAUUCAAUGACACUCUGGCUCAGACACCAGAAUGUUUUGAUUCUAUGAUUUUUAGCAUUCGUUUAGGAUUUUCAAACAACCUGGUCUCUUUUAAAAUACUUUUAAUUUGUUCUUACGUGGUUUUCCAGAUGUAUAUAUAUAUAUAUAUAUAUAUAUAUAUAUAUAUAUAUAUAUAUAUAUAUAUAUAUAUAUAUAUAUAUAUAUCAGCGUCCAACGCUUUCUCAUUGCCGCUUAUUACAUCUGGAUACGUGGUUCAUGCAAACCAAAUAUAUAUACAAACAACAAACACUUUAUUCUUUAGUGUAAAAUAUUCUGAAAAUAUCAACUAAACAAAGUAACACAACAGAAUCAUAACAGUAUAUAUAAUGCUCCCAUGUAAAUAUGUAUGCAGUACAAUAUUUAACAUUACGUCUUUUUGCAUGGCAUGAUCAAAUUACGUCUUUCAAGAUAAACAAAAAUUGCAGUGGGUUUCUAUAACAAAUGUUUAGUCAAAGUAGCAUAUGCCAGAACACCUGAUUUAGUCAAACAUUGGCAAGUAGUGUUGGAACUACUUAUAUGAGAAAGUGUGUCAAUCAAUCUCACUGACAUACCUAAUUUUAGUGUGCAGUGAUAACCAAUUUGUGCAGUGAUAACUGUAAAAUGUGCAGUUAUAAAAUGUAAAAUGUGCAGUGAUAAAAUUGAGUGCUGUGAUAAAUUGUUAAUUUUAAAAACUGAACAAAAAUGUCUUGUCACUAGAAAGUAUUAAUAAUCAAAACAUUUGAAUGAGAAUAACUUGAAUGAAAUUGAAAUAAUAUUAACUGCCAAAUUAUCGAACGUCAGCACUAAUAUUAUACUAAAGAUUCAUCAAAUGAACAAAGUCUCCCAUCAAAGAUCUCUUUAUGAGCUUGGAUGUUGGAGUGAAUGAUGCUUAAUUUUGGUAAAUAUAUUAGUGUAUAAUCUUCAGGAUUCUAUAGAAUGUCCCCGCACAUUGAAAAAAGGCCCUUUGAGACAUGCUAGAUUACAAAAUUUUCUGUGGCUGCAUGCCCCUGGAAUUCUUUUACAGUUUGUCACAUCUAAGCCGUCUCUUAUUUGCAAAGCAUACGCUGUCAUAGAAAGUCGUAACGGCAGGUGCUGUCCAGGGCGCCCAGAUGGAGGGGGCAAUUUGCGCUGGACCCCAGUUAAAGGUGGCCCAAAAAUGCUUUACAUUGAAAUAUACAUAUAGGUAUAACCGCCAACAAACUUCCAGAAUGCAAGAUUUGUCCAUUUCUGGGACUUGAGAUGCAGUCUGUCUUUUGGUUACACAUCAUUAAAAGGGUGUGUUCACAAAUUUUGAGGGCUUGGCUUCUGCUCGGCUAAACUUUGCACAAAAAUGUGCAGUGAUAAAAAAUUGUUAAAAUUAGGUGUGCUCACUGAAAUACAUUCCUUAAUUCGAUCUUGUCAUUUUGUAAUUGAAGUAAUAUAAUAAUAACUUAUGCUAAUAAUAACUUCAUUUGUUAUUCAUUUGAAAUAAAUCCAAGAAGAAUAAUUGGCUAAUUGCCAUUGUUGAGAUCUUUAUAUUGAUUUGAUGCUUGCUGCAUGACCAUGCAAAUAUUUCGAUAUUCCGGGACUCUAAAUGAAGCAAGUGAGGUACAUUGAAACCAAUGUACUGCACCAAUGCAAUUCAGUGCCUUUUUUAAGGAAUUUCAUUGGGGGGAGGGGCAAAACAGGAAAAAGGGCCGAACGAAAAAUAUGAGCCGUCGAAGUUUGGCGAACGCGCGAGUCUGAAGAGAAAUUUUGUAAAACUUUAAUUUAUUAACUUCAGCUAUAUUUUACUUUAAACAAUAACUUCAACUCUUUGUAGCCUUAAUCCUACAGCUAUAACCAGUGGCGUAUCCAAACCUUAAUUUCGCGGAGGGGGGGGGGAGGGCGAACCUCACGCCAAAGGCGUGAGACCGUCCAGGAGGAUCCGGAAAAUUUUGAAAUCUAGGGUCCCUGAAUUGCGAUUUCAUGCAUUUUGGGGGUGAAAUCUAGCAGAAUUCCGAAGAUUAUAAAGUACAUCGAAGACAUGAAUUUUUCCAGACAUUUCUACUCGGAAUUAAAUAAAUUGGAAUAAAUUCUUUUUAGGUUCUAUGAGACACCAUUUCCGCAUUCUCAAAAUUGCGUUGCUCUUUUAUACGAUACAGAAUAAGUCUGAAAAACAAUAUUCAUGCUAAAAUGAUGCAUACAUGUAUUUAACAGUUAAAAAUCUAAACUAAAUCUAUUCUUCUUGGAACCAUAUCUACAACUGCUUUAACGAGAUUUCACAAAUCAAGUUCCUCCAGUAUAUCGUCUUUUUCCUCAGUCGAGACGUACGUACUUAAUCAGUUUCAGCUUCGAGCAUGUAACGUGUACCCCCCCCCCCCCCCCCCCCAAUUUCUCCACGGAUUUAGCCUUUCUGAGAGAAUGGUUUUUGUGGCGAUUGAGGGGCGGCUCUUAAUAUAACUUGAUAUUUUUAAGAAAAAAAAUUUGCAAUAAAACCUAACAAAACACAACGCCUCUGCGGAGGAGAGUGAUAGGAAAUAGUCGCAAGGCUUGGAAAGGCUAGCAUUUUAUCGGAUUGUUUGCAUGAAAUCUAUCGCUAUUAUGAAAUACUCGGUGAAGAACAAUAUGAAUUCCACACAAGAUGGUUGUGGAGGAGGCUAUGGAAGGGCAUAAUCUCAUUAUCAAGUAAAUCAACUGCAAUUCUGAUAGCAAUCAUGAGCAAUUCUGCUUCGCACUUCGGGGGCAGAAAUGGCUUUACUGGGGGGCAAAUUCUUUCCCUGGCGGGGCAAUUGCCCCCACAGAUAUAUAGUUAAAAAAGGCACUGCAAUGCAUAAUUUAAAUGGAGGUACAUUAAAUAGGCAGUGUCAGUAUGGUAACAAAAAAGUCUUACAUUCAAAAAGUGCACUUGUCAGCAAAUUUUAACACAAUCAUACUCAUUGUGUAAAUUGAUUGAUUAAGUUAUGAUGUAGGGCAACGAGUCGUAUACUAAGCAAAUUUGAACUUCCACACAAAGUGUAGGUCGACGUUUUCCUAUACAAAUUGACCAAAAUUUAAACGAAACCUACAGUGUGCGGCUAUGCCACAUUGCCACCUGAGUUAACUCUUUUACAUUUUUGUUCCAUUUCAUUGACCAUAUGUACAUCUGUUCGAGCUUUUUGUAUUUGUUAUUGCUUUAUUUUGUGCUUUUAUACGGCCAUUCUUUUUCAGUUUUGUGUAAAAUUUGCGAGUGUCAGAAAUGCUCAAAACAACGUUACACAUCCCUUUUAAAGAGUGACGAUCAUGCCAGUGAUCCUUUGUGCGCUUGGCUGCAGAGUAUUUGUACAACCAGAGGUCCCACUGAAGCAAAAUUUUGUCCGCUUGAAAUGUCAUAAAUCGACCGAAUCUAAGCCGCCCUGUCUAGUAGCGACGUUCAGAUUAGACUUCCCAAACCACUACAUGCCUAAACACGAUCAGGUUGUUGUAAUAUUGAUGUAACAGUAUUGAACAAUAUUGUGCUGCUCACAUUGUUCACAGCUGGCAACAAUAUUGUUCAGCAUUGUUACACCGGAUUCAGACUCAAUUUAUUGACAUCAUGCAUUGGUAUUUUUGCACAAGUGAACAUAGCAAAUCCCACACGUUGAUUGGUCAAAUUUGACGUAUUAAGCUGUUAUAUUCACCUACAGGUGAAUGUAACAAAACCGAAAUUUUCAAAAUGGCGGCUAGCUGUUUUAUGGAAGUAAUACUGAUCAAGAAAUAGGGGAAAUUAAAAUAAAUUCAGUCCCAAAAACACAAAAAACGUAAUUUUAUGAUGCAACUUUUAUGGUGCAAAUUUUACUCACGUUUUUGCUUAAAAUUUACAAAUAGGCCUAAUUUUUGCAGUGUAUUAUUCAAUAUUGUUGACAAGUGUAAACAAUUAACGUGUAAAGCACUACUCCUGUUUUAAACAGCAAGCAGCAUGUGACUGGUUAAUCGGGUAAACUAAACAUAUUUGAUUGGUUAAUUUUCCUUUAUGGUAACGGUAAAUGUAGCGGAAGUCAAAUCUGAACCUCGUUACUAUCUCGCUUUGUACCUUACCGGCCAAGCCUGAUAAAACCUUCCGGUACAGUUGUAAUAACCAGGAUGGCGAAGAUUCGGGUGGGCAAGCAAACAUUUUUAUGGACAAAUUAAUCAAUGGUUCCAACAAGAGUGGUACUUCUGGUUGCAUUAAGUAGUCCGUGUCCAAGACAUUUAUGUGCAAUAUUUGACAUUGAAUUUGUAUUGGUCCAUCAAUUUAUAAGACUCUUUUUGAAAAGCAAUUUGUACUUUUAAACAAAGUAAUAAGUCAUUACAUUUUGUGAAAUGUUGUGUUAUGUUGAUGCAAAACGUUGGUAAAGAAAGAAUAUUAAUGAGAUAUAGUCGAAUGUAAACAUCAAAUGUAAACACAAGCGCGCAAAGGAUCACAGGCAAGAUACUCACUCUUUGAAACCAAUAAAUAAAGAACAUGUUGAAACACGAAACAGAAUGACGUCGCAUACUCGGAUAGUAUAAUUUAAACUAGAAAUACUGACAUGAAUUCAGCAACCCCUCGCAUGCAUUAUCCUGCAAAUAAAUGGAUAGAAUGCUGCACAAAAAAGCAAUUUUUUGUGUGACAUUGGGCAAAAAUAUUUAGCAUCUCAUCUGUUUAUAGUGAGAUGUCACGGUUUGCAUGGUAAAGUACUUGCCUUUGUAUUGAUAUAAGAACCAUACAUACAAAUGUUUGAAAAAAAUCUCACCUUUAAUUUGCCUAGCUGCAUGGCCUUAAAACAAGGUGAAAUUUAUUUAUUUAAAUUACCCUAACACUUACAAAACAGGUUUCCUUCAUAUAAUAAUAAUAAUAAUAACAAUAAUAUUUAUUCAGGAAGCUCCACUCACCGAAGAGUUUUUCAGGGAGGUCCUGUAAUAUAUAUCUAUAUUAUACAUGGUAUUCAUAAACUAUAUGUCUAUGCUUAUUUAAAAACUAUAAAAUAUUCACAAGUGGAUUAUAUAUAAUUAUACUUCAUAGUUUGAAAAAACUCAACUUAAUUAGAUAAAUUGUUCAACUUAAUUAGAUAAAUUGUUUUAGUUUGGAUUUAAAGAGAUUAAGAUUAGUAGAUUGUUUCAGUUUAUAUAUAAGCACCUAACAACAGGCCAGGACUGCCGAUUUCUAUUUUAUCUCAUCAUAUAAUAUUUUUAUUGUGGAAAAUACUUUUUAUUUAUGCAUACGAAGCGUCCCCCCUCUCCAAUUUGUCCUAGAGAGUCGGGCAUUGUUGUGGAGCAAAGGUUCACAAAAAAUAUAACUAUGAAAUAGGUUUGUGCAAAUAAACAAUGUUGGUAUUUUUGUUCCAACCCCUUAUAUUUUUGGCAUUCAGGUAGGCCCAUGUUAAUAUAUACAAGAGAACUGGCUAGUACUUCAUAUAUGCCCAUUAUUAAUUGGAUAAUAUUUGGCAUACACGAAGUACUUACCCAAGAUUUUUAUUAUGUAUUAUGUAUAUAAUUAACAUAGGUACACAUAUGACGCAGCCGCAUUUGCUUGGCUGCCUAUGGUUGCGUGCUACUUUUUAGGGUUAGCCGGAUUAGCCCAGUAAACUGGGUAUAUGGCCUAGAUGGCAAGUGCUAAUUUAAUUCUAUUUAUUCAUAUAUUGAUGUGAUGUGAAUUCUCCUAAUAUUUAGUGAAUAAAUAAAAUUUGUGUUUAAUUUUUAUUUGAAAGUGACAGAAGUUAGAAACAGGGUAAAUACUCCAACUGACACUGCCCUAACUCCCACUUCUUUACUUGGCAAAAUAGCAUUUUACAAAUUCAAAUUCUAGCAAACUGGGCAGGCCUGCCCUUCAUUUUUACAAAAAUAUAUAUCCAAUAUGAGGCAGUCCUCGGCACUUACAAGCUAGCCCAAAACCAGCCAGGCCAGCAUAUAAGAACUCGUUCUUUAAUAGAGCCUGUUUAUAUGGAGGCAAGUUACCCGGUUCACUGAGUUACUUGCUUUAAAUUCAGCUACAAUAUGAAAAUUGUGUUAUUUGGGUAACCUCCUAGCUGAGUUCUGAGAUAGCAGGCGAGAUAAAGGUUUUAGAAUGUCUUAGCACGUACUGUUUUGAUUUUUGAUUUUUGAAACCUGAUAACCUGGAUAAAAGUCAAAUUCCGAGUAACUUACUUCCAUAUAAACAGAUCACUUGUCUGUCCUGGGGAGGUAAGUCGAGCAACAAUCCAUGUUAUGACCAGGCCAUUAGAGUAAUAGUUAAAGGAAUCUGAGAUAAAUUUACAAAUUGUAUGGUUCAGUUAGUGGAUAAUAUGCCUACUGCUGGGAUAAAAAACUUUUCAUACACAGCGGUAAAUAUAUUAGUUGAAAGAAUUCCAGAGUCAUCACAACGAUUUUUUUUCAGUCAUAUGCAUGGACGAGAAAUAAGCAACGACUAAAGGCGGUUUUCCACUAGGCGAAAUACAUGUUGUCGUUUAGUGAAUUGUGUGCGAGGUAAGCUUAUUGAUAAUUUCUUCCAAAUUUUGUUUUAUUUUGUCAUAAAAAGCGAUAACAUAUAAUAUGAAAAAUUUAAGAUAACAGUUUUAGAAAUGCAAAUAAAUGAAAAUAUGCUGUAUAUAUCAGUCCUAGACUGGUAUUUCAUGUGAAUUUUAUAGCACGAACGUUUUGUGCACAUUAUCUGAUUGCUAAUGGAAUUAAAGGCAUAACAAUUUUAUUCUUUCUAGCACUGUAUUUCAAAAGCAAGCUUUUGCCAAAUAAAUUUCCACAUUCUCUGUUUUUUUUAUAGUACGUACAUGCAACAUUCUGAAUCCAAGGUUGGGUCUCUUCAUGCAGAAUUGAUAGUAUAGAUUUUUCAUGAAGAUUUCCAUGUUGGUUGUUCAAGCCAGCCAAGUUCCAAAGGAUGUACGUGACAAAUGAAACCACUGGCCUCUUCAAGAUAAGAAGCCUCGACGUUGCAAAAACACUGGUUGUAGCAGAAUAACCAGUUUUUGUCCUCAAAGUGCCGAGUGUACCUGUGCGUAACAGGGACAACAUGCUUUUUGGAUUACCAUGGCAUAACUUCUAAAUAACUGUACCAUUCUUGUAAAUAUUAUAUGAUUUUCAUUAUACUCAGAUAAUUAAAAAAUAUAUUUUUCAUUCCAUAAAUUUCUGAUGUGUCUGAUGUCAACAUAUGUGCACAAAACAUAUAUCCGAAACUAGCUUACUUAUGGCCGAAAAAAAUACCAAUAUUUGUUCAUCAAUGUGAAUUUACGCAUAUACAAUAGUUUUCACAUUUUAAAUAUUUUUUUAGUCCCAGGCAAUAAAGGGUUAAUAGCCUGUUUGCAUGCAUGGAUAAAAUUCUCGAUCAUACAAUGGUUUGCUCAUACUUAUACCAACUGGUGCACUGGGUUUAGUCGUAACAUUUAAAAAUUGUUGUAUCUUCGCUUUGCCAAGUUCAGUAAAUAAAAAUGAAGGACAUCUCAUUGUCACGGCAAUUGCAGGCAUUAACACACAGUUGGCCUCAAAAGAAAAAAAAGGCUAGCCUUAAAGGAGCUCUACAGUAAUUUUUUACGGACUUGCCACCUUAAGUUAGAGAACUCUACCGGGAGGUUUUUUAAUAACAUGCGAAUUAUGAUCGUCAUGUAGUAAAAAUGAAACAAAACAAAAGGUAUAACCCAUGCCUAAGGUGGCAAAGCCAUAAAGAAUUCACUGUAGGGCCCCUUAAAUACAAAGAACGUUUUUAAAAUACAAUUUAACAUACAAAUUUGAGUGCUGAAAAGUCCUUGAAAUCCUCAUAAAAUCCACACUGAUUCAUGAAAAGUUUUUAAAUUUCAUUGCUAGCAAAAAGCACAGAAUAAAGAUAAGUAACAGAAGGGCCACUUACGUCGGAAGCUAUGAAGUUUCUGUCCUCGCGCAUGUCGCAUUGCGCAUGUUGGCCGCCAUUUUCCUAGCCAGUCAAUGACAUUUUCUGGCCAAUAAACGCCCUGUACUGGCUGGCCGAUCCGCCUUCUGGCCAGUAAACUGCAUACUUUGCAUAUAAAAAACGAGGACACGUUGCGCCGCUGAGUGGCCCUUCUGUUACUGUCUUACUGAUCUUUAUUCUGUGUUUAAAGUCUAUUUAUAUGUAUUUCUUUUCACGUAAACUGUAAGAAGUCUCAUAGUUAAUGCUGAAAUUACAGCACGAAACCUGACACUAUUGCAAUGAUCUUUAAUAAAAAGUGAAUUUUCGAGAGAAAUAUUCAUAAUCAGUCAUUUUCGUCAAGAAAUGUUUCUACGUUUCUGAAUUGAAAGAAUAUUCCGAUCAACAUUCUGGUGACUAAUCGUAACCAAAUUCUCAUUGGAAAUUCUCAUGCGAACCUUAAAGCUGCAGUCAUAUCUUAAAAAAUUAAGGCAACCGAGCUAGAUCGGCUUAUGUUUAUCGUCCAUAAGACUGACAAUAAUUCUUGGAGCAGCGUUACAGAAAUCAGUUCAAUGUCUCUCGAGCGUUCUUUCAAGGCAUGUUUUCUUCUGCCGUUUUAAUUAUUUCUUCCAAUGUUCUUACACUGCUUGGAUGUAACAACUCUUUCAUCUCCAUUGCCGUAUUAGCAUGUUUCGCAGCUUCUUGACAAUCAGGUUUCCAGAGACGACACAUUCUCGCCAACGCAAAAUACACAUUGGCUCUGCAAAGGGUGCCUCGUUCAGCAAGCUUAUCAGCUAUAUCGCGAGCUUCUUUUAACAUAUCCACCGAUUCAUCAAAGCGACUAAGAAAAGAAAGGCACGAGCCAUAAUUCUUGAGCAAGUACACAAAAGGCUCGUUAGAAUCAAGUUUUAGUUUCCUGCGCAGUUGUAUGGCAUCGGAAUAAUGCGGCAACGCCUCUUCGUUCUUCCACAUGGUAAAGUAUAAGUCUCCUAAAUAUUUAUGACAAGCACUCGUUAAUUCAUGAUCACCCAACAACUCUUUAGCUGAUGACAAAGCUUGAUUGUAAAAUGAUUUUGCACAUUCCAGGUAUUCCUUAUACUUAAUUUUAUCCGAGUGGAAUAAUUUAGUUCCACGUUUUUUGUUCAAAUGUCCACGCUCGAUUAAGAUAAGUGUCUCGGCAACUUUAUCGAUAGAACUUCGAUCUUUAUCUUCGGACAAAGACUCAAGAUCAUCUUCUGGAAGAUCAAGACAUGGUGUAUUUGUUGCUAUGCUAGAAUAAUAUCGAGCAUAAAAAUAGUAACAAAACUGAUGUAAGGACCUGACCUCUUUAAGCACUGUUUCAUUUCUGUCAAAGAGUUCCUUGAUAUGCUCCAUUCUGUCGAUGUAUUCAGGAGAUUUCCAUGCAGAUUUGUGUCCUUCUUGGAUUGCUACGAGACACUGAAAUGUGAUCUCAAUUGUUAGUUGCUUUCGACGUCCCGCUAGCUUUAUACAGAAUUCAUGGAAAUUCCUUAAAACAGUCCGUGGAAGAAGAUCCCAGCCAAAGUUGGAAAAGAACCUCGAUGAAGAAUUAUAAAUAUCACUUCUUGCCAAGGAUUCGAUGACGUUUGGAUUCAGAUUUGUUGCUUCAUUUUGGCAGCAGAUUUUUAACGUUUCUUCGACAUUGUGGGCGUCUUUUUUCAGUAGUUUUCGGGCAUCGGUAAAUCCGUCGUUGGAGUAAGAUUUCAUGGUCCACAAAUGGCACAACGUUAGAAAGUGCCUCACCAUCAAUCCUUCUCCUAUUGCCUUUUCAUUUUGAUGUUGAUUAUGAUCGCCCAGAAAUCGCCGAAUAAGCGAGUGAAUCACGAAGCGCUUAUCACUGCUACUCUGUAUUAAACUCCGAUCUACGAGCUGCUCUAAGAAAUCUUGGGUUUCCAACCCAUCUCUCUCGAUAACCUCUUGAGCAGACUUCUUUUGGAAAUUUCCAUUGAAUACUGAAAGACGAGCGAAUGCUUUCUUGUCUUCAUUACUCAACAUUUGAAACGAAAACUCGAUGGCUUUUCGGACGCACUGCGUUUUGUCAGUUGACUGUAAAGCUUUCAUAGGCUUCUCUUUUAACCAUUGAAUUAACUCAGUUGGAUCAUCUAGACGUGGAAUUCUAGAUCCUGUGAUACAUAAAGCGAGAGGAAUAAAACCACACAGGUUAGCCAAGUCACACAAGUAACCAUCUCUUACUCCUGUAUUAGGGCAGCACUUCCUCAAAAGUUCGACACUAGAAUUUUCAUCCAACUCUCCUAUCUGAAUGCUUUUAGGGGGUUGGUUAGGAAUUGAGAAUGCGGUUCUUGUCGUUGCUAGGAUCUGCAACUGUUGCUGUGAAUUCUUGCGGAGCGUCACCACUAACUCAGUAAAUUCGGAUUUUACUUCUUCUUCAAGCAAUUGCUCGAUGUUAUCCAUGACAAGGAUGACUCUCUCCUUAAUAUUCCUUAACCACAGCGUAAACGAUAAUUUAGAAUCGUCUCCAGGAUUAACGCCAACGUCUUGACAAAGACGUAGAAAAACAUCAGACACAGUUGAAACAUUUGACAGGUAUGAGAAAAUGACGAUGAUGUCAUGAUUAUCGCAAAGAUGAUGGGAGACUUCAAUUGCAACGGUGCUUUUGCCAAACCCUGGACCACCAACAAUGGAGACAAUUCCACAGCCGUUCUCCGUCAAGGAAGAAAUAAUUUCCUUUACUUCGGCGUCACGCCCAAUGAACGUACAAGGUUUGUCAGGUAUGCAGUUUUUUAUUUGCGCCCGUCGUCCAGUUUCUUGAACAUUCGAUAUUUGUAAUUGGCUGAUGAGUUUUUCGAGAUUCUCCAACUUUUUCUCGUUUUCCUUGAUGAUCUGUCGGUCGGAGAUUUGAUUUUCUUUUAAUUGGCAGACAUCUGCAACUAACUCAUCGCGCAGCAAAUUUACAGCAUCUAACUCGCCUUUUACGACAUUGGUUAUUCCGUUAGUUUGUACAAACUUGAUCUCCUUUAUACACUCUUUGACUUCAAUACAGCUGAAAACAAUAUCAAGGUCGGCAAGAAUCUUAUUGGCAGUGUCAAAAGCGUUGUUAAGAUCAGCAUCGGUUAACUCUUGAUUUGGUGCAUGCGCCCAAGGAUUUCUAACUCCUGAACGAAGCUUUCUAAUAAGAUCGAGAUCCACACGCUUGUCUGGAAAAAAAAUUGCAUCAUUCACCCACUCAAGGACGUUUAGAAGAGAUGACAUAUCAGUUGAUCCUGCGUCUUUGACGGUUCCUUUGUUGUCUCCAAGGAUAGGCAUAAAAAACUUGGCUACCUCCCAUUGAUCAACAGGCCACUUUGAUGUGUCACAGUUUUCACGCCAUUUUGUCUGUCGUUUAUCUCUAUUUCUAUGCCAUUUAGCAAGCUCCUGGUACCAUUGGUUGCAAGAGUGGCAAAGUUUUUUAUGAGCUGUUUUUUUCUUGCACACUAUAGGAUUUGUGCAUCGCCCUUUUAGAAGGCAACACAGCUUAACAUGCCAAUUUUUCACGAUCUGCCCAGUGUACAAAGCAACAGGUUUCCUAAUUAGAUUAAUUACUUCUGCAACGGUUAUCCAGUUGUUGUGAUCGUUGGACGGAUUCAUUUUUGGAGAAGUAGAAUUCUUAAAAGUAAAGCAAAUAAAAUAUAUUAAACAAAUGGAACAAAAAUCAGUUAACCAAAAUGGACCCUACUAAAACCCAAUUCGAAAAUUAAGAAAACGUUUUAGCGUAAAAAUGUGGCAAUAACACUUUUGCAUCCAUACCGUAUACUAUAAGCGCUUGGCUUAUAUACUUUCGUAACCAAUUUUUAAUGGGCUUAUAUACAAGGGGGGAGGGCUUAUAUACGGGUGGGCUUAUACAUGAUCGAUCUUUUGUGCUAGUAAUAAACAUGCAAGUCAGAUAUAAACAAGUCAGUCAUAAACAGGGAAAUAAACGUGUAUUAAGCAGCGAUUACUGGGAUUAUAUUAAUUGGGGGACUUAUAUUCGGGGGGCUUAUAUUCGGGGGCUUAUAUUCGGGAGGCUUAUAUUCGGGUGGGCUUAUUUUCUGGAGGGGGCUUAUAUUAUAUUUGGAAUGAGUUGAGCGUUAGUACAUGUGGUGGGCUUAUACACGGAGGGGGGAGCUUAUAUUCGGGGGGGGGGGGCUUAUAGUCGUAGGUUUACAGUAUUCAAUAAAAAAAGUAUUAUUGCAUGUUAUAAAGCGCAAGCCGCAGCGCGAACGCAAACUUUAGGCACUUCAAAGAACAAGCAAAUUUAAUGCAAAUUUAAUUUAUCAAACCUAAAUUAAACGGCAAUUUAGCAAUAUCACUGCUAAGCACUAACAGUGUUGUACAGACACCAAAUUUAUCAUGGCCGUACGGGAAGGAAAAAAUUAGGUGGGCGGAAAGAAAUUUGUCCGACUUUUUCGGAUUGUGCCCGAGUUGUCAAAAAAAAUUUUCCGGAGUAUCUUUCCAAAAUUGUUGUCGACUGGGGGGGGGGAGGAGGAGGAGUGCCAUUACGAAAAAUUCCUAUUAGAUAGCAUAUUUCCCACAAAAUUUGUCCCAUUUAUUUUUAUAAUUAGCCAAUAUUGACCAACUGUGAAGCGAAUAUUGCCCGACUGGCUUUGUUUACCUAACAAGGGCGGGGGGGGGGCACCCCCCCUCUAUAUGUCAGGAACAUUCUUUCGUUAGACUUGUUUUUUGGGGUUUUUUUUUCGCACACGUUUGCUUUGUGGCGGGCAUUACGUCUGAGACUGAAAUGUUUAUACAUUUGAAAACAACUUAACAUUGUCUCGCUCCUUCCUAGCUGUGUAUAAUGAAUAUAACGUCAAAAUAAUAUCGGCACUUAAUUGAAUUGGAUGCCCGUAGUGCAUAACAUCAAUUUAUUUAUUGAUAGAGUCUCAAAGAUUUUCACGAUUAUAUUUACGUCUGAAAUGUUUAUACAUUUAAAAACAAAACUGUCUCGCUCCUUGCUAUAGCUCUGUAUAAUGAAUAUAACGUCAACAUAAUAUCGGCACUUAAUUGAAUGCCCGUAUACUGCGUAACAUCAAUUUAUAUAUAUUGCGUAGAUUCUCAAAGAUUUACUCAAUAUUCACGUCUGAAAUGUUUUUACAUUUAAAAACAACACUCUGUCGCUCCCUCAUAGCAUCGUCACGCCAUCGUGAUAUACAAGGCUUGAUAGCACAUACGCAUUUGCGCUGCUAAAGAAGAAAUCGGGUGUUCCGGGGUAAAGAUCCUUUAUACAAAGUGAGAAGCGAAAUAAAUUUAAAAAUAAAAUGAAAUAAAUUUAAAUUUUAUUUAUUUUUUUUUACAAUUUUCAAAACUUUAUAAAUUCGACAAUGAUUCCUCGAAAUUUUUGUGAACUUGGCAAAAGGACAAAACAGUACCGGGUGUCCCAAAAAAAAGUAAUCCUGUUUGAUUCGUAAUAACUUCUAAACAAGUAAAGCUUUUAAAGAGAAAUAACUUGCAUCAAAUAGAGGAAUGACUAACUUAAAUUUUGAUAUAUUACAGUUGUAUUUAACUUAAAAAUUCACGGAGAUAUUAAUGUUCAAAAUCGGCAGCAUAUUUUGGGAUGUGUCAAAAUUAGCGAAAAUCGCCAUAUCAAAUAUUAACUCCAGCGUUUGUUUGCUUAAUGACAUAUCAGGCUAACUUGUAUUUCAGCGAAUUAUCGUUAGGGUUUGUAAGGGAUAUGGCGUAGAUUUAGACAUCUUACAUGUAAGUCUUAGCUCAUUGUUUCCUGAAAUAUGAACGUUUGAAAUUAUGCAAGUAUUUAAUAUUAGGUCUUUACGAACUUAAAUGUACAUGAAAGACUGACCAUGGAAGGCAGGCGCUUAAAUUUUUCGUAUUCUUAAAUAGCCUAAUUUUUUUAUGUUUUUAAUGGGUUCAAACAGACUGAGUAGAUUAUUUCUCGGUUAGAGCAGGAUGAAUAUUAUUCUUUAUUGAAGGAAAUAAUAUUGCUUUUUGCAAAUACACAUCACCGUAUCAACGCUACUAUUUUGUUACGUUUUGUUCCAAAAGUGUUGCAUGUCUCUGGGGAGUUGCUUAAUUGUUAUGUCUUAUGGAGUUGUAUGGUUUGAUUGUGUUUCAUAUAAUUCUCAGUUUACUCUGAACUUGCCAAGAUUAAGAAAAGGCAAAAGAGUUUGGGUGUAAGAUUUCAGAACGUUGCAGAAGUUAGAAGAGCUUCACAAUUCCGUUGUGACGGCAUGCCCUAAUUCAGAACUACGAACGAUCCAUGACGAUCCUUCGCGAUGCAGUGGUCUCAUGAAAUAAGGAAACGUAUUCGUGCUAGGAACACACGCGAAUUUCGGACGAAUAAAUCGUGCUUGUACUUUGUAGAUAUAAUAAUACUUUGUUUCAUAAUAAACAAUUUGUCAAGUGUCAUUUGUUUACUGGUAAUAGUGCAUGUUUCAGUCGGGCAAAUCUUGAUUAAUAUUUGAUACGCCGUUUUUUGCAUAUUUCAGACACAUCCAGAAAUAUGCUCCCGAUUUUAAAGAUUAAUAUCUCCGUGAAUUUUUAAGUAAAAUACAACUGUAAUAUAUCAAAAUCUAAGUUAGUCCUUCCUCUAUUUGAUGCAAAUUAUUUCUCUUUAAAAGCUUUACUUGUUUAGACGUUAUUACGAAUCAAACAGGAGUACUUUUUUUUGGGACACCCGGUAUAUUUAAAUAAAACACGUGAAAUUGCCUAAAUAACUUUCAAAGCACAGACUAAGUACAAUAAAUCACGACAAACAUAAAUUGUAUACACCCCACGGAAAGUUUACUCUCUGCCUGUAUGUAUGGAUAGAUAGGAUAGAUAUAUAGAUGUUUGAAUACAUGCCUUGUCUCAAUUUGCCACCUACAGCAAAAGUGCAAAAGUCAAAUUUUGCACUAAAAAGGUUUAAAUAUGCAUACAAGGCUUAAUGUUCUCAAUAAAAUUCCGACGCAAAGCCGAGUUAAAUAAAAUAAAGGAAAAAGGCCAAUAUAGGCCACCCCCACCUUGCAUGCCUCCUUUUAAAUUCAUAUAAAAAUUAAAACACUUCAAUAUAUUUGCGUCCGGUCAUAAAGUAUGUAUACUGGGGGGGGGGGGAUAUUUAAUAUGAUUAUAACCGUCGGAAAAUAUUUAAUGCCCCUCCCCUCAAAGAAGAUGAAAUGUUUCGUAUCCCCGCCCCCUCCCGAACACUCAACCAAUCACGCUCUCCCAAAACAAAUUUAAAAAAUUAUGUGCAAAUUAUUGCAAUGCAUCGUUUGUUGCUGCCGAAGGCAGCACACUAUUCUUAACAUGAAGUUUCGCGUUUACUUGUGCCCAGUCUCUUUGCUCGAGUUAUGUAUUGUCGAGAUUCCGAAUUUUUGUCUGUCUGUCGGAUGUUUCAGGUCGUAUCUCCGGGAAAAUAAUUAAGGCUUCAGGAAUUUUUUUAAACGAGGGUGGGGGCGGUCAAACUUUAUUUUGUAUUGUACACGGAUCAUGUUUUUAUCAAUAUUGCCAGUAUUAACGCUAGCUUAUUUAGUAUACAUUUUCAUGAUGCAAAACAUCGCCAAUAUUUUCAAUAAUUCAGGUGGGGAUAGCUUUAUUUCUUUCUGGUACCGGUAAUAUAUAUGAAGCCGAAUGUAUAUAUAUAUUCAAUUUGUAUAGGUAAUCAUGCGAUGGCGAGUACAAUUAUGGCAUCACGAAUAUACUAUUAACCCUAAUUGUACGAGCAACAUCGCAUGAUUACUUGUUUAUUAUUAGCAUGACAAAAUUGGAUACUUCUCAAUAUCAACAUCAUAUUCUCUCGCCAGUCCUGCUAGACUAUGGACCAAAAUUUGGCAUUUUUGUUCGUAUUUUAUUUAGGCCUUUUGUUAAAGCAACAUUUGGUGGCCUUUGGUGCUUUUGUUCGUAUUUUCAUUUAAUUCCUCUAGGGCAAUUUCAUUUCACAUUUGUCAUAUUUUGUUAAAAUACCUUUCCGCCAUUUUGUUUGUUUUAGAAAAACCAUUAAUUGUACUCCAGUACAAUUAAUGAUGGUAAUAGAACGAAUAGGAGUGCUAUUAAUGCCAUAAUCAUACGAGUGAUUACAAAAUCAACCGACCGCGUAGCGGGAGGUUGAUUUGUUAAUCACGAGUAUGAUUAUGGCAUUAAUAGUACGACUUAAUUCGUUCUAUUACUUAUUAAUUAUUUAUCUUCUGUAAUCAAACUGUUUAAGGGGGAAAAGCAGAAAAAUACAAUUUGUUGAAAUUCAAUAUAAUUUUUAAAUUUUUGUCACGACAAUUCUUAGUGAAAUAGUACAAUUUUGAAUUAUUAUUUAUCAUAUAUAAUCAAAUUAACAUAUUAUUAACUUCCGGGCAUUAUUUCCGGUAUAACCACAUGACAACAUUUGUUUGAAUUAUUCAAAACACAAUUGGGAAGCCAUGUUUGUAUGUUUAUAACGUGUUCAAAAUAGUGAAGUUCUUUAGUUCAAUUAAUCAUCUGAAUUGGAUUGUGUCUAGUUCGGUGUCUUCUGCUGGAUGAACAGGUAGGUCAUUUUCGUCAGAAAAUAUAUAAUUUAACAACCCUCGAAAACGAGAUCGGCAUUCGGCAAUGCCGACCUUCAGUAUUAAAAUGCCGACCUAUCAACCUCCCAUGUCGGCAAUGUUUUGCCGACCUUAAUUCAGCCAAAGUAAGAAUCUUUUUGGUUCUUAUAGUUGUUAAAAAGUCAGCGAUUAUAGAAUUCGAUGCACUUUGGUGUAAGGUUUAAGAAUUAACGGGUAUAUUUAUGAUAUAAUUUAGGUAAAACUCUAAAAGAAAAGGCUUCGUGACAUUUAUACUUUUCAAUGAUUCGUAAAUACGUGAUUACUAGUGCAGGCUACUAGUGCUCCAAGACAUGGAAACAGAUUUAAAAAAAUGCCGAGAUAGGUCAGAUUUAGGUCGGCAUUUUUUUUCCGACCUCAAUUUUGACGGUUUUCGAGGGCUGAUUUAAAAAUUAAAAGGGCAAAAUUUGUGAAUUCCUCCAUUUUGAAUUUUUUACAGCAAUAAAUAAAAUAAAAUUCAAAGUUUGUAUCCUGAGUGCUGAUUGGCUAGUGUAAAUACUAGACUGAUUUUCAUUGGCUGUAGACAAGAGUGCGAUUACAGCUCAGAAAAGGUGCGAUUAAUGCUCAAAUCGCACUCCUGUAAACCAAUGAAAUUGCAGUAUUUGCCACUGAUUACAGAAGAUAAAUAAUUAAUGAAAUAAUUGUACUCCUCUCAACCAAUCAGCAUCCAGUAAUUUUGAACUCAUGAGAUAAAAUCCUAAAUAUGAACUCAUAAAAUAAAAAAUUCAAAUUCUAGUUCAGGAUAUGAUGGUAUAAGUCUACAAGUCAUCAAGAACAUUUCUAAUGAAAUUUUUGAACCUCUGUCACACAUAUUUAACCUAACUAGUUCUCAGUGGAACUAUUCCUGAUAACCAAAAAGUAGCUCUACUUUCAAAGCGAAUGAAAAUGAAUUUAAAAAUUAUCGACCCAUAUCUGUUCUCACCUGUUUCUCAAAAUUAUUAGAAAAACUCAUGUACAAGAGAUUAAUUAAAAUUAUAGAAAAAAAUAAAAUCUUUACCAAACAUCAAUAUGAUUUUAGAGCGAACAGAUCCACUUAACUUGAAAUCAUUGAACUUAUACUGACAGAAUUACUAAAGCAAUUGACAAUGGAGAAUACACUAUAGAUAUAUUCCUUGACUUGUAAAAAGCAUUUGACACAAUUAAUUAAUCACAAGAUUCUGGUUCAGAAACUAGCACAUAUGGUAUACGCGGAACAACACAUCUAAGGUUUCAAGAUUAUUUAACUAAUAGAAAACAAAUUGUUAAAUACAACAAAGUCAGGUCAAAAGAGAUGGUACUUAAAACUGGUGUUCCACAAGGAUCAAUACGUGGACCAAUUCUAUUCCUAUUAUAUAUAAAUGAUAUUGAGCAUAGCAGUAAAUUACUUUCAUUUAUAUUGUUUGCAGAUGAUACCAAUAUAUUUUAUAGCAACAGCUGUGUCAAGUCACUUAAUACAAUUAUUCAAGUGGAAAUUAAUAAAGUUGCUGAAUGGCUAAAUGUGAAUAAAAUCUCUGUAAAUGUAAAGAAAACCAAAUUUAUUCUAUUUAGGUCUUCAAAUAAGAAACCAAAACAUCAGAUAAAAAUAAACCUAAACAAUAAAAAUAUAGAACAAGCUAAAAGUACAACCUUUCUUGGUAUUAUUAUUGAUGAAUGUCUGACCUGGAAAGACCAUAUUGCUCAGGUGGCAAAGAAAAUUAUAAGAGCUUCUGGCAUAAAAAUUAGACUUUUUGUAACCCAAAAUACAGGAAAAUUAAUUUACUAUGAAUUAGUCUAUCCAUAUCUUAUCUACGGCAACUUGAUUUGGGGUAAUACCUACAAAACCCAAAUACAAAAAAUAAUGAAUAUACAGAAAAAAAAUUGUUCGACUGAUAACAUUUAAAUCGUAUUUGGAACAUACUGAGCCUAUUUUCAAAGAAUUAGGCAUCCUAGAUAUUUUCAAAAUAAUUUUUACGGAAACCAGACUGACACGAACUCAGAAUAUUAUUUUCAGUUAAAAAGGAAUUCAGCUGUAUACAGACAAGUUUCUCAAAUAACUUAGCAAUAAUCGAAAGAAAGAACGGAAAUCGGUCUAUAAUUGCCUCGAUUUUUUUUGUCACCAGAUUUAUGAAUUGGAGAAAUUCUUGCAGUCUUAAGACGUCUUUAAUUUCUCCAGUGCAUUUAACACUUCAUUGAUAUUAAUGUUUUCGAAAUUGAACUUAUGUUGAGUUUUAAAUUUCAUAUAACGUUUAAAAUCUGUGUUAGUUUCCGUGAUCUGGUUCGACAGAUUUGGUCCUAUAUCAGUAAAAUAUUCAUUUAACAAAUCAGCUAUAGUUUCAUUUUCAGUAAUAACCUGUUCGUCUAUUUGUAGUACUGAUAUAUUUGUUGAUCUAGAAUUUUUAUUAACUGACUGAUUACUAUGUUUCCAUGCACAUUUGCUUUGUAUUAUUUCUGUUUCUGUCAACACAGUUUGUGUAAUAAUCUCGCUUUGCAUACAUAAUUUUUUUGUUAAUCUCAUUGCGAAGACUUUUGUAAGCAUUGUGGCAUGCAGUUGAGUUUGUCUUAAUAGCUUUCUUCUUGAGAUAAUCUCGGCUAUUCAUACUUUUCUUAAUUGCGUCAGUCAGCCACGGUGCCUUUCUGUUUCUAACUUUACGGCUUUGAAGUGGAGCAUGAAUGUCAGCAACAUAAUGGAAUGUUGUUUGAAAGUUCUCCCAAAGCAUAUUUGGAUCAUUUAUCAGUCCCAAUUUAAAUUAGAUAAAGCAUGGUAUAAGUCUUGGUUAAAGUCUCGCUGUAUGUAGUUUUUAAAAUUUCUUGACUCAACAAAUUUGGGUCAUUUUUUACAAAACGAAAUUUUUCUACAAACGUAGAUCAAGCUAUGGUCACUUAUUCCAACAUGCAAUACUCCUGAGUGCGAAAUCUUUUCAGGAUUGUUUACAAGAGCGACAUCCAAAAGAGAAGCUGUUUUUCGGUAAUUCGUGUAGGCUGGUCAAUCAACUGUGUCAGCUGGAAUAUAUUAACUAUAUCAUUAAAACGUUUAGUGUGAUUGCUUAAAUUGUUGGAUAACAAAUCACAAUUUAAAUCGCCAACGAUAAUUAGUUCUUUAUGUUCGUUGUCAAGGUUUUGAAAUAAUACUUCAAUUUUAUCAAGCAGGAAUUCAAUUUGCGAAUUCGGUGGCCUAUAUGCAGAUGCAAGGUUUAGAUUUUGGCUUAAUAAUUUCGAGGCAAACAGCCCUGACGUCCUCUGGGACUAAAUCAUCUCUAUCAAUUACGUUCAAAAUACUGCGAUGGUAAAUUGCAACACCGCCUGCUUGCCGAUUACGAUUUUUGGCAACCAUGUCGUAACCGGGUAUACUAACAGUAUCUGUACUAAUUGUUUCAUCCAAACGAGUUUCGUUAAUGCUCAAAACAUCCAGUGGUUCUUUUUCCAAGUAUAUUUUUAAUUCAUCAACAUGCUUGACUAACGAAGCGAUGUUUAAAUGCCCAACUCUAAAUCCUUUCAAAGAUUGUAAAAAUGUAAUGCUAUUUUCACACUUUGUUUUUUUCACACGUGCACUUAUAUGAGGAAUGUUAUAGGCAUCUUGUGAUUCAAUAUCAGGUUGUUUAUACCCUCCCACGUUUUUCUCAUAUUUGUAAGAUUAUUGUUGAAAUAUUCGUGGAAAUAAGAUUUUUUUGAAAAGUUGUGUUAAUUAAGAUUGUUGUUUUGUUUCGAUAUAUAAUUGGUAUACUUAAUACAUGGUUUAGAAAAUUGCCCUAUCACAAGUUUAGAAAUAAAUUUUGAUGAAUAAUGGGGCAUAUUUGUUUGUUAAAUUGUUUACUUUAUCGUAAAAAGUGAUGAAUAAUUUGCCUAUAUUGUUCCUUUUAUUCCCGAUUUGUGCUAAAUUAACAUUAUUAAAGGGAAAUGGCAAUAUAUAUUUUUUAUUUUCUCAUUUGAAAGAACUUACCGAUUCUUCAUAUCUUGCUUAGUUCUUGAAAUAUUUUCAUUAUUAUCGUUGCUGACCAAAUAUUGAUUGUUAGAUGUUUUAAUGGUUUCAAGUGAUCUUGAUAUUUCUAAGAGUAGACAGAGUAUAAUUUUGAGUGCAAAAUGAUCAGUGGUUGCCUAGAUAAAAAUAUUGCGUUACGUAAACCCGUUUUGUGACGUAACAUGCUACCUCCUCCGCAGGCCUUUCAAAAAAAUAAAAUUGGUGCAUGGGAAACGAACGGAAUGGCCUGCGGACUAAUUUUUCAAAAUGACGGGAGCCACAAACCAAAUUAUAUUUAAUAUAUCAUUUUACCAGAACAAUAUUAUUAAAGUCUCUAACUACUUCUGAUAUAGACCGCUUUUCGUAUCCGCAACAUACAUAAAAACAGUGAAAACUGAACAAACAAGCAUAUGGCAUGCGGCCGUUUAUCCACAAAUGUAUUCCAUUCAUAUUUGUCUCUUAUACAGUGUAACUAUUUAAAUGCGUGUAUAGGCCUGAAUCUCCUCGUCGCUUUCAUCAGCCAUAACUGCCAAGAUGUAUUUAGAAAAUACUCGCAAAACAGGAUUGCUAAAGAUUGGCAAACGAUGUGCCAUAUUUUUGAAGAAAUUUGAUCCAACCGAGUAAUCGACACAGGCCUUGCAGCUACGCAAGCCUUCGUCUCAAAUUUCAAAGUAAGCAAGGCAAGAAAAAACGGUAAAAGAGUUUUGAAAAAAUAAAGAAAUAUAUUGCCAUUUCCCUUGACUCUGAGAAAUGAAAGAAAUCUCUAAUUUUGAUGCAAGACUGUGAAAAGUGGUUGCUAAUAUCAUAUCUGGCACAAUAUUCCCGCUUACAAUUGAAUCUUCAAUUUUAUAAUUAUUGACAAAAUUAUUGUCAAUUAAAGUUGCUGAAUUGUUAUACACUCUAGUGGGCUUGUCAAUAGUUGGUGUUAAAGCAUAUAACAUUGAAGAGUAAAUAAGAAAUUUUGAGUAUGUUGGCAAGUUUGAGCCUUGAGGAGGUUUAUGUGGAAAUCACCUAUUACACGUAUAUAUAUGUUUGUUAGCGCUAAAUAAGCGCUAAAUUUAUCCAGAGUGCAUGUCUUCAAAAUAUGCUUGAACGCUAUUUGGAGAAUUAUGUUACCUAUACACUACUCCACAUACAAUCUGAUUUGAUUUGUUCUUAAAGUGAAUUUCAACCCAAGGAGUUGGAAAAUCUUUAUUAGAAUUUUUUUCUAAAAGUGUGUACAACUCAAGUCUCAAGUCAUUUCUAAUGUACAUUCCCGCGCCACCCGAAGCCAGCGGUAUUGGAACAUAUUCAAAUUUAUAGUUAACUACCUCUGGAUUAAAGUCAGUGAAUCAUCCCUUAUUUUAGUUUCAGUAAUUAAUUAAUUCCUAUUAUACACUAAAGUUGAAAUCAAGUUCUUGUAAUAAAUUCAAGCUCCUCACGUUGUUAUACGUAGCAUCGAGAAACUGGUAUCUGUGGUACAAUUUGACUGUGAUUUUUUAAGACCAGUUGUUGAAUUUAUGGGGUGAAUAAUAUUGAGAUUGUAAAAUCUGUUGAUUUAAAUUUACAUCGGGAUUUGCAUCGGAGGCUCUGUUUAAAUUAAAUAAGUCCAGACUCCAGGUCACACAUAUAUACUAGAAUAAUUAUCAAGGUCUUUUAUAGUGGGGAGGUUUGUAGUUAAGCUAUUGAGUAUUGUUGUGGCUGAAGAAUUGACUUAAGACUAAGUUAUUAACAUUAUAAAAUGGCAGUUCACGUAAUACAUGUAGUACGUGACUUGGACAGUUGAAUAUUUGUUUAAUCGUUUCCAUGCAUCUUUAGUUAUUAUAGUGUAUAUGAGAAACAAACAUUUCAUUUUACUUAGCUUGAAAGCACAUCGUUUGAAUUCUGUAAUCUCAGGUCAGAAGGUCGUGAAGUUCGUUUAUUCAAAUAGCUCGAGAAUUCAAGCGUCCUUUCUUAAGUAAACACUGAGCCAAGUUCUUCGUCCAGCAGUAAUGAUAGUCGUUCUUAGCUUUAAAUUCCUUUGCUUCAAAUAAGAUUUGUUGGUCUUUUGGAGCCGUUAGAUGAUCGUUAGAUGAUUUGCAAAUUAUCGAGCUUGGUCCGUCGUCUACUUUUCUACUGCGAGCGCGAUGUGCAAUAUCAAUAUCAUUAAAAUUAACCGGCGUCGACUACAAGUGAGUGGACGAGGUUUACACACAGAGAACCGGUUUGAUAUGCCGAUUUCCUUUCGUCUUGUUGAGGAAGAUCUACUAUGACUCUAAUAUUAUACUGAUAUAGCUAUACUGUUGUAUCUGUUCAAGCACAUCGCCGACGUCGUUUACUUUCGUGGCUAUUUCUGUUAAUCGUGAGUUCAGCUUUUUAAAUUCAUUCUUGACUUCAGUUUGAAAAGCACUUAGAGUAUCGUAUUCAUUGCUUACGAAGUUAAGGCUGCAGGUCUGGAAGCUAUAUGCACUUGGGCUUGAGUUUCUUUGCUUGCGCCAUCUUGCUUCGGUGAUUCUUUACUUUUGAUCAUGACUUGCAGAGUUGCUGAAAUCUUUCUGCAGUGAUUCAAUCUGUCGCUUCAAAGCAUCAUUUUUCUUCUCAGUUUAUAAAUGUUAUCGUUUCAGGCAUGCUGAUAUUUGACAAUAGUUUGUAGUCAGAAAUACGGAGCUCAUAAAUGCAUGACCGUCACACAUGGCAGCAAGAUAAAUACAGACCAGUCUUAUAUAUAAUCUUUAACAUUUUGCUUACCUUCAGGGAAGUUUCCUUCUCGUCUUUUAAGUCUUUGUUCAGCAAAAUAGCAAUCCUUUCAGUUUAUUCCUGUACGUAAUAGUAGAUAGCUUAAGAUCAACGACGUCGACUUCAGUAGAGAACUGGGAUUAUAGGAUGUCGUCCUAAAUAAAUAAACUUCCACGUAGACAUUACUUACGACGUAGACAUUUAAACUAUAGAUAUUUACAUUCUUUUGAAAAUGAGUUUAAAAUAGACGUGUAAACCAUUACCGUUUGUUAUGCUCUUGUAUUUACGACGGUAAAACUCUUGUUGUUUAGUUGUCGACGUUUGGUGGACGACAAGCAAAUUGAGAGAGACGUAUGCACACUUCAAAAACUAUUACCAAUUUACUUCCAUUUGCCGCCCUAAAUAUUUGACGUCGUAUACUUGAGCUAUUAUCGACUUAUUUAAGACGACGUCCUAGUCCCAGUCCUCUGCUUAGCCCUGACGCCCUAGCUGACGUCGACGUCGUAGAUCUUAAGCUAUCUAGUCUUCGAAUUUCAACUCUGUAUAAAAUACUAUUAUAAUUCAGCGUUGCCAACUGUAAUUUUGUAAAAAUCCCAAGUAAGCUCUCAAAAUAUCCCGAGAUUCCCUAAAAAUCCCGAUAUUCCCACUUUUUACGUCAUAAAAAUGUACGGUGGUUUCCGCACCAAUUUCGGGUAGGAUAGCCUUGUACGUCAUGUUGUAAAAACGAAAUCUGACGUAUGCGCAGCUCAAUGGGGUUUAAAUACGAGCGGACGAAGCCUGGAUAUUUGGAAAAAAUUGUUUAUUUAGUCAAUUUUACCAAACAAUCGUUUUUAAAUUUCGAACUUCCAUUUCUCAAAAAUAAAAAAAGUCCCGAGAUUGACUUUUUAAAAUAAAAAUCGCAACUGCUUAAAAAAAAUCCCGAGUUCUCGAGAUAAAAUCCCGGACUUGGCAACAACGCUGUUAUAUUCUCGUGGUUUUGCCCGAUAAUUCUAAAGGCGAUGCCUGCGGAGGUCACGUAUAACUACUGGGGAAUAUACCCUAGUAGGCCCUGUGCUUGCCCCAGUAGUGAACAUUGAUUUUCUUGUAGAAUAUCUGCUUCAUUAAAUCGUGUGGCUUUUUUAUUAUCCAUAUUGUAUUAUGCAAUAGUUAAAAUAUGAGCCGCUGAUCUUUAUGGCCAUGGGCAUUUACAAUGGUGAGCGCGCAGCGCGAGCCAUUGUUAAAGGCCCUGCAUAAAGAUCAGUUGCGAAUAUUUUAACGUACUUGUAAAAUGAAUUUAUUUGUUUACUUUAUUUGUAUCCACUGCCCAUGGGGUAGUGAAUACAAAUCUCACGCUUCAUUAGCGUGCUAUUAAAACCUGAAUUAGUAUUGUUAACUUUCAUAAUAAUAUACAUAAAGAUAUUACUCGACUGUGAUUGGUUGAUUUCAGUGCAGUUAAUCCCAAACAGCAGUGCAAUUUUCUGUAAUCACAGUGCAAUUUUUUGUAAUCACAGUGCAAUUUUCUGUAAUCAUGCACAGUGCAAAAAUCUGUAACAAACUGAUCUGAUUGGUGGAAAAACAUUGUGAUGAUUAAAUCAACCAAUCAGUUUAAAGAAAUUUAUAGUUUAAAGAAGUAACGGUCACAGAUUGCUUCCAAAAUCCAAACAAAACAAACAUGGCGCCACGCUACACAAAGUAAAAGUUGCCUUCGCGUGGAAAAUAUAGCUUUUAUCUUUAUUUUUAAAUGGAAAAGCAAUUACCUUAAACAAGACUAACAAAAAUUACAUAGUUAGAUGGAAUUUUCAAGCCGUUAGCGUUGCAUAAUGUGAUAUAACAAAGCCAGGAAAACUUUACCAGUGGAAUGUUCGCUAUAAACGCGUAAGUUAAAACUACAAUUGUCUCGAAUAUUUUUAUGAAAAUUAUUAAUAAGUAAUAGCAUGUUUUCUCGUGGAAUUUAGAUAAACAUGCACUUGUGAGUUUUUCAAAGACCUCAAAUAGCACUCGUCCUUCAGACUCGUGCUAUUUUGAGGUCUUUGAAAAACGCACUCGUGCAUGUUAUAUCCAAAUUGCACUCGAAACCAUGCUAUUACCUAUACUAAACAUCCCUCUAACACAACUUUAUGAUUUUUAAUGCGGUUUACAAGUGUGCACAUGUGACCUAAAUACCGUGUCGUGAUUAUUCAUCAAUUUUACGAUUAAAAUAUAGCCAGCUGUAUAUGUAACCCACUCGCAGGCUAAUAGGUUUACAUCCUCUUUAACAGUUAUACACGAAGUACUUGAACUUGUAAGUUUAUUCGAAUGGCGCGCAAAACAAGAUAAUAUGAAGUAAAUUUAAGGUGCACGAGUUAUUCUUUAACCAUUAAUACUGUAAAAAAUGCGAUGGUUAAAAUAACAAGUAUACUCAAAUGAACUUUAAUUCAGUUUUUUUGUUCGAAGCUAUAAACUAUAACCAUUAAUAUUUUAUUUAUUUGUAAGUUAAAUUUUAUUUAAUAUCAGAGCUGCCGUCCACUCGUCCAGAAGCAUGAAAAACGCAUGAGGAAAUCUUCGAAAGAAGCUGCUUCAGCUACCAUGCAGAAAUUAUCUUUGCUAACAUUUUUUGAAAAAAAUUGUGCAACAGAAAAGCGGAACAACAGCCUUUGUUAUCAGAAAAAGAAAGUCAAAUAUUAUAGCUGGGGAUAUGAUGAUGCUAAUGAUCUAACAGUUGAUAGUCAAAGCCGACAGGCUACUUCAAUAGAAACUCAAACAAGUUUUUGGUAUAUAAAGGCAAAAAACUAGACAUUAACUGGCUGCUGCCAUCUGAGGACUGCUUAGAGAGUUGGCAAAAGAGAUCAAAGAUCAGUGGCGCCGCCAGCUCGAUAAUUGGGGGGGGGCGACUAUUCAUAUCUUCGUGUUCAGUAUUAUGAACUUCUUUAGAAAUCCAUUGUUUGGUCUGUGAACACAAAUAUAUGAAUAUUCGCCCCCCCUCCCAAUUAUCGCGCUGACGUGCCACUGUCAAAGACAAUCGGCAAAGGAAAGUGGUGAUAAUGUUUAUUGUGCAGCAAGUAAGAGAUGGAAGUGAGAAAGUUCGCUAACAUUGGAAGAAUACCUCUUGCAUGUGGAGUUCGUGUUGAUGGGAAGGGAGAUUAAAUAAUGUACUAGACUAUUUAUUUUUACCCGCACACAACGAGUCUCCGCGUUUAAAGCAACUAGAUGAAUCAUGGAAUAACUCGUCUGAUAGUCAUCCAUGGAUAAAGUGAUGAAAAAUUGCAAAGCUGAAACAAUGGAAAUUCUUUUACGCCUGGCAGUUAAUUGAUGUGUACAAUGAUUGUAGAACCGAAACGCUCAGUGCUAGAAACUGGUCAUCAAGGUCUUUCAUGGCAGUUGAACACAGCAACCAUUUAUUGCGUGUGUUUCAAAACGAAGGAUGGGAUGCAGAGUUUGUUUCCUUUGACCAGCCUGCAUGGCUCGUUGUAACACUACCGAGAUCCUGUAAAUUAUGCAGUAAUGGAGAUAUAAUUGGUCAGCAUGAAAUGGAGAACAGCAAAAUUAUUGAAUGAUUGUCCGUUUGUUAUUCUGUACAAAUGGACGGCAGGUCUGAUCGCCAGCAAGUUGAUUCUAAGUUCAUAAUAGCAAGGUAUGUACCUCCAUGAGGUAAGUGUCAAUACUCUUUUUCUUCGGAUCUCAUCUAGUGAUUUUGGGGGAGCAUCUGGGCUGCUCGAAGCCUUUGUGUCUUGUUUAAGUGGUGUUAAGGUUGAGACAACAAAGCUGGUAGGUGCAUGUAACAACUGAUGGGGAGAAUGUUAACACGGGAAGGAGUGGUGGUUUGUGGAAACUGUUAGGAGAACAUACUGGAAGAGAUAUCCUGACUGCAUGGUAUGUUUGCCGUCGCUCAGAUUUAGCUUUAGAGUCUGUACAAUCUCAGGUUCGAGAGCUGUCCAUUUGGAUGUUUAAUGUUCUUGCAGUGUCAACAUUCUUCAGUGCAUUACCACGGCGAACCAAGUUGCUACACCAGGUACGGCUGAUUUGUUUAUAUAUCAAUACAAUUAUUUUAGACAAUUUUCAGAAUGUUAAAGAUUUUUCUUAGAGUCUCUUUAACAACUGACAUGAGACAUGCUAAUAUCAAUGCUGCAAUUAACUCAAGUCGAGGGAUAGACAUUGUUGCUAAUGGGGCGACUCUACUUUUCGAGGCGACAAGAUUUGUUGUGCGGCCACUGUCUGUUUCCAAGCAUAUACAUAUAAAUGACAGCACAACAAGCCUUUUGGGAAGCGUCUCCAAAUCUGUGAAGAGUCACACUCUCAGGAUGCCUCUCCUCUUCCAAAAAGUAAUAUCUAGGUACAACUACAGAACUCACCGUCUCUAAAUCAUCAAUCCAUUUCUCCAGCACCUUCUAGUUGGAUUCUGAUAAAACUGCAUCCCAUUCAUACUUAGCUGCACACAAUCUUUAAAGAAAUAUCGUAAAUGCAUUUUUUCGUCGAUCGAAAGUCCUGAUAGCUCCUGUGUAUAAUCUCUCUAUUAGUGGGUUGUGGUGUGGGGAUGAAUUUAAGACCUUUCGAUAAAUUUGAAUGGUGGGUUUGGCAAGGGAUGUGUUUGAUAGAUUCACCACACUAUUCUUAAUAUGUUUCGUUUUAAUUUCAGAGAGAAUUGCACUUUUACUUUUAAAUCGAUAAUUAUUGUUAUUUUGUUUAGUGUGCAAAUAUUUACGUAAUUUAGUUUUGGUUAGCUUGUUAGCGGGGCUUCGUAUUGUUUCUCAUGUUCAGAUGACAGCUGGGCAGAUGCAUGCGCGAGAGAAAAUCCUCCAAAUUAGAAUUACUUACGUUAGUGGUUGUGUUAUUAUUGCUCUUCCUCAUGUUAGUUGCGAAGGGGAAGGGGUAUGGUGUAGGAGUACGUGGGCUAGACAUAUUUCUGGUGAUGGUUGAGCCAAUACGUUGUGACCUGACUCUAGCCGGGGGAGCUAGAAGAGAGGGCUGUAUUAUGUGAGGAGACGAGGAACCAACUGUUGAAUAAGUUCUCCUUGUGUUGUUGGUAUUAGGAUUAAUAUUAUUGGGGGUGCAGCUCAUUAGUGGGGUUAAUGUUUGGGUAGUCGAUACGGGAUUAUAAUUAUUAUUGGUUAGGUUGGGAAUAGAGCGAGACGGGGUAUUGAUAGGGGUUUUCGUAGAGGAAGUGGUUUUCGUCGACACAUAAGGUGGAGAUGUAUAAGAACCACCAUGCGACGCGUUAUUAUGGCGUUUAUACGGUUUAAAUCUGCGGAGGGUUCUACCUUUGUUAGUUUUAUCACCAAUAUCAUUAGUGACCUGUAUAAUAUUAGAGGCCGUUAGUUUCUCUGGAGCGUUACUAUAUAUAUACAUAUUGGUGGGAAUUAUUUAUGUUGCUUAAGCUUAAGAGAUUAGUUUUGGUACAAUUAUGAUUCUCAAUUAGUAUAUCAAGGAGGGUAUUAGAUGUGUUAGUGAGGGCUUCAUCCCAUAGUUUGCGUAGGUCAUGCGGUAAUCAUUGGGGUGGUAUUCAUCUCCUUGUGCUGCUCAAGCUUAUACUAGCUUAUCUAGUAGGGUAUUAGUUUUGUGAAGAUUAAAUUUAUAGUUAUUCAGUACCUUUAAAGGUCCUAUGUGUUACGGGGUGUACUCAGGAGCUGGGGCAUAAUUAAAAUGAACACGGACACCCCGAACCACAAUGUUUAUGUUAGGACUUAAUAUUCGUAAAAAAAACAGUAUAGAACGCAUUGUUAUCGUCGGGAUUUAUGAAAUAAAAAAGCUUUUACUUGUUUAUACAUAACAUAACACUAUGUAAAUUAUUAGGAAUACUGUUAAUAAUGUUUCUGGUCUGGUUAGUACCUAGGUUAACAUAAUCAGUAUUAGAGGGGUGAUGUUUACGCCUGAGGAGUCUUGGGUAUUAUUGUUAGUUGCAGUGUCAUGGUUAAUGUUGUCAUCAUCUGGGCCUAAUAACAUUUGUUCGAUUAUUGGGUCAGUCUCUAUGUCAAUCUGAUCAUCGUCUUUCAUUAAUUCUACCAUUAGUGCGUCAGUAAUUUUAUCCUCUACCAAUACUUGGGAAUGGCUGGUUUUAUCCUCACUCUCUGUGGUAUUGGCGGGUGAAUUUACUUCGGGUGUUUCAGAAAUUAGGGUAUUAUAGUAUCUGUACAAGCAUUAGUCUCGUUAUUGGAGCUCUCGACAUUCGUGUUAUUGCUAUUAAUAUUAUGUUGCAUGUCAUUGUCAUUAUUAUCAUUAUGAACAGCGGAUUCCGAUUCCGGGAGAAGAGGAGGAACUAAAUAAAUUAAAUAUGACUGUGUUAUUGGAAUUGAUUCCUGAGUAAACGCAAUACGGAUAGCAAAAUGUAGUUAAAAUAUCGCUAUGUAUUAACGUAACUGUCCGAAAUUUUCAAACGUACAUAACCAAUUUUAUCACACUGCAUACAGGUAUAUACUAUUAAUUAAAACAUGUAAUCAUGCAAACAUAUCAUUUGUCAACUAAUGAAAAUAAGCAAGGGUCAAGCUAUUUAAGAGUUAAUGGAUAUAGGCUAUAUACUAAACAUAAUGGGCCAUUGUUACGGAGUGGGAGAUGGCGGGUCAAUGUUAUAACUACCAAACAGUACAAGGAGCGUAAAUAGCUCUACAGUUCCCUACAAAUAAUAUCGACAUUCAUUUAUUGGUAUGAAAUAGGUAAUUGCACAAAUACUGGUGUAAGACAUUGUGAGCCUAAAUUAUGAGGACCAUUAGUUCAAAUGGUUAUCCUUUAUUUAUUUACUCCGACUCCUGUGAUGGUAAACAUGUACGCAAAAAAAAAGGAAAACUACGAUUAGAUAGUAACUGAAUAUGUGAAUUUUAUGUGACACGAUGAGGGCGAGGAUAUAUAAGAGCGAGAGAUUGAAUUGGAAUAGGAAAGGUAACCCUGUAAGCGUUUCAACCUGACAGUCUUCAAAACGUUCCGUUUUGUUGGCUCUAAAUUUCUUGCAAAUUGAACAACUUUUGUUAACUUUAAAACAAAAGUAUCACUGUCAGUAUCCCAAUUCAUCCCAAGUACCUUAUGUUCCUUCGGAGGUUCAAUUUCUUCCAGACCGCCAAUUGACUCUUUAGCAUAUGAACUUUCACCGGUGUUGUUCAAAUGCUCUGUGGUUAGUGACUUUAAUACUUCCUCAUCAUUCUGAAUCUGAGCCAUCAAUACUGGACUAUUGGUAGCCUAUUUCCGUAGAUUAAAAUUGCCAGCUGCGAAACAAGAUUUCAUCUGUCGAUAUAUUGUAUAUGCAUCAUCUCUGGAUUCUCCUCCUCCUGACCAAUCAUCAAAGUAAAGCUCUGAAAGAAUCCUUUCUGCAAAGCCAGGGUCAUCAUAAUAGUAAUUCGUAAUGUGGUGGCGUAAUGUUGUAUUCAGGAGAAAUGGAAAAAAAAUAACCCUAUAGAAGCGGUAGACUUCUACAUAUGGAUUGUCCUUGUUUAUUUCAUCGAUCCACAAGAACCGCAUCAUGUCCUUUUGUUCCUCAUCAAUAGCAAUAUUGAGAAAAGCUUUCUCAAUAUCUGCAACCAUUCCAAUUCUCCGCCCUCCAAACCCAAAAGAACCUUUAGAAUAUCUGUAGCCAGGGAAGGUCCAGUGUGAACGCAAUCAUUCAGAGAUGGGCACUUUGGCUUAACUUUCGCACUGGCAUCGUAAACAACCCGCACCUUUGUAGUGGUUGCAUAUUUUCGUCUUUUCGGGUCUUGAUUUUGAUCUUAAACCUUUUCAACAAUUCCUUGACUUAAUUGCUCUUUAAAUUAUCUGGUUGUAUUCCUCAAAUAGACUGGGUUCUUGCCUUAAACGUUUCUCUUGCGAGUCUAAUCGUGCUAGACUUAAAUCAUAAUUGUCCGGUAAAAUAUCAUGUUUUUCUUUCAGGGGUAAUUUAACGUGAUAUCUACCCUUCUCAAAAGAUACAUUUCUUUCAAACGACUCAUGCACCGUCCAUUGUCUGUUAUACCAAUUGACUUUAAAUCCCAGUAUCCCACAGACGAUGCAAUAACUCCUCAGGUUGUUUUUCAUUCUCCACACUUGUCAAUUCGACUGCUACUCUCAAUACACGAGUUGAAACAAAGUUCACAGAAGACAGAGUAGUUUUCUUUCUUGAUGGCAUUGGGCCUGACAAAGCCCAUCCCAGGAUUGUUUCGCUUGCAUUUGGACCAUUGGCAUUCUCCUCCCGUCUUAUCUUGCCAGUGAAAAAUUUACCGAUUUGAUCCGCUCCGAUUAAUAAAUCUAUCUCUACUACACCGUCCCCUUCAUUAUUAUCGGCCAAGUUUAAGUCACUCAAAUGUUUGUACUCUACUUGGGCUCGGUCAAUUUCUUGAUUUCCUAGCGUUGCACAAAUCACUGGCACAACAAAUCCUUCUAUUUGUGAGUUGUGUUCUAGUUCUACAAGUAAUAUCCCAAACUGCUAAGUUCACUGUCUCACAAGAAGCAGUUAGUUCAGUUUCGCAUUCCCCGAAUGUUUUUAUUCGUAAAGACUCUGUAUUUCCUGUAGGCAAUUGCAACUUAUUUCGCACUCGUUGGGUUAAAUAACUUCUCUGGCUGCCCGAAUAAAAAAUAACUCUUACCUCAGUGCUUAACUUCUUGUUUCAAACGCCAACUUUCGCCUUGGCUGUUUGUAAUAAGACCGAAUCUUGUAAACAUACGUGAUAAUUUCUGGUCUCUUUCGUGUUUCCUGUGUCUUUCGUGUCCAUUGAUUGUGUUGUUUGUUCUUUAGCUAGACUAUCUUGCACAUUUCCUAAUUUCUGUCUGGAAUUUAAUUCUUGUCUCGUUGCUAAGGACUGUCUCGAAUUUGUUGCUAAGUAAGGACUGUCUCGAAUUUGUUGCUAAGUAAGGACUGUCUCGAUUUUUUUGCUAAGGGACAUGUUAUUAUUAAUGCCGGGUAGGGGGCCGGAGGAAAUUUUUAGGAAUAGCAAAAAUUUUUCAUGACCCCUUAUUUUUCUAACAAAAUUAUUUUAUCCCCCCCCCUUAUUGAGGCAACAUAUUUCAUAGCCCCCCCCCCCAAUUCCGAAUUCAAUGACUCAGAAAGUCAUUCACGUAACCAUUUUUCCUGCCCUCAUAUACUCAGUUUACUUGCAGCUGUAAAGAAUAUUGUAAGUAUUGAAAAUGAUAGCCAAGGUGGACAGGAGUGACUUUAGUUUCACAAUAGACACAAUAGACAAUUCAGACUUUAUACCUGAAAAGUUGUUGGCCCUCAAACAAAAAACCCACACAUCAGGCCUACUUUUACUAAUUGAAAAAAUAUCGUAUUUGUGUCUGAUGGAAGCAUUUAUAUUGAAGAGAUUGCAGAAGAGACUGUCAACAACAUGCAGAAACAGAACAUGCCAUAGAGGUCCAUUGUGUUAUAAAGCGUAAAACAGGACAACAACUGUCAAUUGAAUCUUGCAUUUGCAAAUGCAGUGCAUGACCAUUAAGACAAAUUCUACGGUGAUGAUGAGGAUAACAAUUUCCAUAUAAAGUAGCUAUAACACAACUUUUAGGUCCAAUAUAUUGGUCAUUACUGUUCAAUGCAUGUAUGUAUACUGUAUAUAUCCAUUACUCUUUUGAUAUUACAUGUUACAAACUAAUCCAUAGAUUUUAUUUUUUGCCCCCCCCCCCUUUAUGUCCAAAAUAUUUUCUGCCCCUCCCCCCCUUUACUGGUCAAAAAUGUUUUGUGCCCCCUCUAAAUUUCCUCCGGCCCGCUACCCGGCAUUAAUAAUGACUGGUCCCUAAGUGGUCGGAAUUCUCCGGUGUGGAUUUCCAGCUGGGUAAAUCUUCGUAGUCUCCAUCCACUGCCCCUCCUCUGAUAUUCCGAAAAGGACUUUAGCAUCUUUUCCCUCAUGAUGCCCUGGGUUUCCUCCGUGUCGUCCGUUCCAAUAAGUUUGUGGUUCUUCGAUCCGAAGUGAGCGACGGUUGACACUUCUUCCCCAGUUUUCGGAUCGUUCCUUACCAUUUCGCAGGCUAGGGACAUCCUUACGUUCCUUGGUUCCGUUUCGGAGUUUAUGAGUGUUUUAACCUCAUAUUCCGUCAUGGUUAGGGAGUAGGAUGGGUCGUAGUUACCGUUUGGGGUGAUGACGUACUUUUUGACCUUUUUCUUGAUGGCGUGCUUGGCUAGGACGGGUUCCACGAUUUCCCUCGAUUUUUCCCAGAUUUUGCUAAGCUUGUCACCCACCUUCAGUUGGAGUCUGGCGAACGUUUUCUUGCCUUUCCAUUUACCCUCUGCGAUCCUACGGUUCUCCUCGACCCGUCUUUCGCGGGCCUUUGCUUUCCGUCGCAGGCGCUGGGUCUCCUUUUUCCACUUCUGGGCUUCGGCUUUCCAGUCCGUAACCUCUCUCCGCCGUCUUUUCUCUUCUUUGGCGAUGUCGUUCUUCCAUUUCUUCGCGUCCCUUAUUUCCCUUUAUGCGUCGGCCUCGGUUUGCUUUCUACGUUUCCGGAACUGUCUUGCUGCCGAUUUAACUUCCUUUCCGACUAUUUUCCUCUUCUCCUUCUUGAGAAGUUCGUCGAAAUGGUUGUUAAUUUUCCCUUCUAUUUCUAAACCUCUCUCCUUGGCCUUCUCCAGAACGUUAGUUCUCAUCCGUUUGAUAGAAUCGAAUUUUCUGUCCGAAAUUGGAAUACUUCGAUUAAAAGUAUUCAUUGCUUUUAUUAUAUAGAAAAGUUUAUCUAUAAGGUGGUUUUGGGGUUGAUUCUGUUUUCCAGACCUAAAAGGUUUGAAAAAGCAAUGAAUUCUUCCAAGUCUUCCGGAAAUCCGGACGUAUGGGGAAAUGUCUCUUUUAUUGUAUAAGACUUAUUUUGGAAAAGUUGAUUCUGUUUGUGGAACGGAUAGUCCGCACCUGCGACCUAUGGUUUAAAACCCCACCAGGUCACUACCUGGCUAGAUUUUAACAUGGGGACGUAUGAAAAUACAUGGGGACACCCUAUUUUGAGGUAGAAACAUCCUAUUUUGGGGUAAAAACGCUGUUUUGGGGCUGAAAAUGCUCACUUUUAGGCAGAGGAUCCGCAGUUACGUUGUCUGAAUUCUGGAACCUAAUCAGGUCCUAAUAGGGCAACUCCUAUCUCACCUAUCUUUUUCCCCCUAUAGGUGCCGUCGCUAAUAAAAUCGGCACCCCCCCCCCCCAGGUUGAUCACGUCUCCCUUUUCCUUUGUGUUUUUGAUGUAGCAUGUUUCAUGUGCAAUGGUUUUAAUACCGAUAUUAGCAAUAACUAGUAUACCAUCCUCUCCUUCCCAUACGAUGCCUGGCGUUAGCUUGCGUAUUUCAGCGUUCUUUCCCAUUAACCCGUUUCCGAAUUUAAGCCGAACCUUGUUGGCACGUUUCCGAUGGCUUCUACGAUAAACAUCAUAUCCCCAUAAUUAACCCUUUUGCACAUCCUUUCGACCUGUAACACUUUUUCGUGGGAGCAGUCGAUGAAUAAUCCUUGCCUGCGUUUCCUUAUGACUGGUCGUUCCAUGGUUCCUUUGUUUAUAUAGGAGGCCUUGCCUAUAGAUAGGUUGUUGAUUUCGCCUCCGGAACGCAGAGUCCGCAAUUGCCUCACUUCGGUUUGGCAGCCUGAGCGGGUCCUAGUAGGACAACUCCCAUUUCGCUUAGCUUCCUUCCUUUAUAGUUUUCGGGAGUAAGGAAAUCAGCAGGACCCAGAUUGAUCACUUCUCCCUUUUCCUGUGUGUUUCUGAUGUAACAUCUUUUGAUGUUUACGGUACGCCAGUCGAUAUUAGCGAUAACUAGUAUACCCUCCUCCCCUACCCAUUACCUUACGUAUUUCAGCGUUUUUUCCCAUUGACCCACUUCCAAGCUUAAAACCGUACCUUAUCAAUUUUCUAUUUUCGUGAUCGAGUUUUUCUAAAAUAAACAUCAUGUCCUCAUAAUUGACCCUUUUACACAUCCUUUCGAUCCGUGGUACUUUUUCGUGACAGUCAAUGAAUACAGUAGUCCAUGCUUACGUUUCCUCCUUAUGACCGGUCGUUCCAUGUUUACUUUGUUUAUAUGUAGGAAGUCUUGUCUAUAAACUGUUGAUUCUGAAUUUGAGGGACUUCUGACCAGACUUGAGAUUACUCACAAGUUAACUCAGAUCUACUUGCAAGUUAACUCAGAUCUACUUGCAAGUUAACUAAGAUCUACUCGUGAGAUACCCCUGACUAGAUUUAACACCAUUCGCAAGUUAGUUAAGUCCUACUAUAAAUAAAAAGGAACCAUGUCUGAAGAAAACCCAGAUACGACAGCAGUGCCCGUCGCAAAUCCUGUAAAGACCCGCGUCAAGGAUCCAAGAAGGGUGGAGGCGGGGUGUAGGCUUGCUAAGAUCAGUAGGGAAGCGAAAGCAAGGAAGAAAGCACAACUCGAAGCUAUCAAGGAAGAGGAGCAGAACGUUCUGACCGAAAAAUCCGAAAAUAAUGGGUCAAUAGUCACCCUAGAAAGAGUCGGCCUGGUAGUGGGUAUAGCCGUAGGGUUCGGAUCCCUUAAUCUUUACUUCACGUGGAACAGUAUUCAGAAGAAGGAUGAAAAACCCGAGGAAAAUAAGAUUGUAGAGGAGCCGAAACCUGUUGUUAUCACACCGAAAGGUCCUGACUUGUUUGACUGCAGAGUAUAAUAAAACAAUGCCACAAUUAUUUCUGGACAUACGAACCUUCUCCAUAGCAGCCGGUGCUGCACUGAUUCACAUCCAUACGCUUGAGGCGGAAGAAGCCAAACGCAAAGAAAGCGAAGACAGGAUGCUCGACAACCUGGAAAGAAAAUUUUCCCUAAUCCUAGAAGAGAAGCUAAAGGAUAAAUAGUUCUGCUAUAAUAAAACAUAAUGACCGACACGAAAAAGGAAGUGAUCAACGAACUGUACGAUGCGGCACUAUUGACAACCGGAGUCGUUGGGGUAUCCUACCUUGCCAAAACGGUUGCCGGAAAAAGCCAGGGUGCACCGAUGACCCUAGAAGGAGCGGCAAAGCUUGCCGUUGCCGUAGCUGGAAGCGCAUUCACCAUAGGGUACCUUAAGGAUAAGGGAUACAUCCCAAAAAUGAUUGACAAAUAAGAGGAUGACAUCUGUUGUAGUCGGAGGACUCUUUAAUGUCGUGGCCUUUGCCAGGGCCGGCUUCCUAUUUUCCAGGUUGAAGACAAGGCUACAAGGAAGAGGUAAAAAGACAUAACCAAGCCUUAGAGAAGCUUGCAAAAGCCAAGGAGAAGUUUUACGAAUCCGAAGUGAAGAGCAGGAACGACGAGGCGAGACGGAGGGCCGAGAUCCUGGAUGCUAACAAAGAUAUCGAGGAAACAAACACGGCAUUGGAAGACCUGAGGGAUUAUACGAGGCUCAUGGAUAGUACGGAAUUCCAACGCAGACCGAAAUUGGAGGACUACUACCAACCAUCGGAUGAGAUGAAAAUAUACGCAAUGUUGACGGUGGGCGUCCUUGGGGUUGGGGGAGCCUAUGGAUUAACACGAAUAUUUUAAAUCCUACCAUUUGGAUUUAAAACUUUAUGUUGUCAUGAGGAAGCAGCUUAUGGUUGUAGCCUCACUUCUGGUAGUUGCAUUUCCGGCGGAAUCUAUGUUUUUGUAUUCGAGACCGUUAAGACUUACAUAUGCACCUAAGGAUAUGCGGACGAUAGAACUUCUUUGAGUGACCGUAAACAUAACCACUGUUCCUAUACUUCCUUCGUAGAAUCCGUACGGUGGAAACGGCGUCGAAAAAUUUAUCUCGAAUCCAUCCACUUUAAAGACCAUAAAUUUUGCAUUCUUCUUAUCAUCGUCCGAAAUGGCUGAGGACUUAUAA